GGGAGAGAGAGAGGGAGCGGGAGGGAUGUGAGAGAGCAGCAGCCUCCCUGAGCACAGAGCUGAGUCCUGUUCAUCAUCAGCUGCCUCUACCUCUCCUCCUCUCUUUUCUCUCUCUUUUCCCCUCUUUAUUUUUUGUCUCUCUUUCUUUCUCCUUACCACGUCUCUGGGGCUCAGGUCUCUGUCACCCCUUUCCCUGCGGAGGAUUCAGGUCACAUCUGUUCGCUGCCUGAGAACAAGACAUGGGGGUGAGUAUAGAUCCUGAGGGUCACAUUUUCAUUUUUUUAAAAUCCCUGUUUAAAUGUGUGGGAGGCCAUCAUUCCUAUUCAGUCUUAUCUGCAGCAUGGGCGAUGUCCAUAGACCAGGACAGGAGCUAAUCCCAGCCUGUUCACUGCUCUGUACAUCCCCUCAAUGCUGAAUUGCACCCCCCAUGCUCUGUGUGUUUAAUACCCCAUGGCUAUCCCUGGUGCUGAAAAGCUGCACGCACCAUAUACUCACACUGAUUAAUGCUGUGUACCUGUCCAUGGUGCUGAAUUGACUCAAUGCAUUGAUUGAUGCUGUGUACAUGUCCAUGGUAGUGAAUUGACUAUCUGUACACACUGAUUGCUGUGUGCAUGUUCAUGGUUCUGCAUUGACUCCAUGUACAGCAUGUUCAGUGCUGUAGGAAGGGAUGUUCAUGGAGUGGAGUGUAGAAUGUUUGUUCUAGAUUAGAAUGUGUCUCAGUGUUCUAUUGAUCAUGUAUCCAGUGUCCUUCCCUGGUAUGAUACAUUUAUAUGUGUAGAUCUCUCUGCCUCUAAGGGAUGCAUAAGAAACCCAUUGUUCUGCAGUCCUGCUUGGGAGAGAAGGGGUUAAAACUCCCAGGGUGACUUUGCUUGUGGAUAAUAGUUGUGCGCUGCGCAUUGCGGUGUCUUUCCGUCUGUCUGUCACCAUACAAGGCAAAGGGAGGGCUGGAAAGGAAAUACAGAAAUGGGAUGAGAUCAUGUAUUCUUGAGAGAGUAACACACAGAGAGAGGAGGAGAAAGAGAGAGAGAGCAACAGAGAGAAAGAGAGAAAAAAUCCAGAGAGAGAGCAGAAUGGAAAAGGAGACAUGAUGACAAUUGUGGAGAUGUAGAGAUUAGGAGGGUGAAAGAGAGAGGGGCAGGCAGAGACAUGUGAUGACUCAAAAGCCGGUAAUGGAUCAGGAGAGAUAAGUUAAAAGAGAACUAAUGCAAUCUGUUUCCUAACCAGUCACACCCGGCAUGUUAAUUGCUCUCUCUCUCUCUGGCAGUGAAUAGGUUAAACAUAGCAAAAGGCACCAAAUGUAACCCGGUAGACAGGAAUAUAUAUGGAGGUAAAUCUUUUUUUUUUUUUUUCUUUUUUUCUUUUUUUUUUAAAUGAGGCUGCACUGUGAGAAGGGCACCUCAAGGUCAGAGAGUGGUUUGCUGCAGUGGGAAUCUGCAGAGCAGCAAUGCAUCCAGCAAGCAUAGACCAUUCUCUCGUUGCUUCAUCUCUGUUGUGCAUGCAAGGGUUAAUGUUAUAAUUAAUUCUCCAGGGGUUUUCAUAUUGGAGCAAACAGUCCCAUUGCUGCUAGAACUGUAUGCAGAGAAUUGCAUUUUCUGUCUGUACUAUAGCAGAUGAUGAAUAAAAUUACUGUAAUUAAUCAAUUUUUCUUAUUAUUCGGUAUAGCUUCUGAUAUAUCAUACUUCUUUUUACAAAGUACUGUUUGUAAAGCAAGUGAAAACUGGUGUCUCCCAGUGGGGGAAAGGUUAAAAACCAGCCAAUUGAAAAAUUCUGAUGAGAAGAUAGAGAAAUUAAAUAUACAAAAAUGCAAAAUGAUUAAACAAUUUGCUGGAAUUACUAACUGUUGGAGAGAUCUGUUGAGCAUUGGUCAGUUAACCCCUACUUUGCUGGUUGUCUGCAAGGGAUGGUAAAGAGGCUUGUUAACCAAGCUCUGCUUUUCAGUAAUGGAGAAAUGGAUGCAUCAAGACAGCAAUUUUAUUUAACUGCUUAAUAAAGUGCUUUGGUUCUCAAGGGCAUGAACAUACAUUGUAUAGAACCACCAGUAGUUGGCAGUUGCUCAGAGAGACUGCAUUCAAUGCAUUAAAGGCUCAGGAGCCCAUAAUGUCAUUUCUCAAGGUCAUAGUGUGUGCCCACUCAUACUCAUGUAGUGCACGCCCCUCACUCAUAGACACACAUUCACUCAGCUACAACCCCUUGCUCACGCACAUUAAUUUACAGACACAUUAACUAAAAUAUAAUACUAUCUCACAUGUGUGCACUGUAUGUGCAAAUAUGUACUCCUAUAAGCAUAAUCCACCAUAUUUAGAAUAUUACAUGGAUUUAAGGGCAAGCACAAUCUUUAAUGACCGACAAAUCAAGUAUAUGGGUGUCUUGGCAUUUAUGUAAGGCAUUAACAGGCACAUGUUAAAAAAGCCUCUAACCCAGGAGAGAGUGCUGGGGAUGUAGAGGAGGGGGUAGGGGGAGGGAGUGACAUAUGGCAGGGAUCUCACUGUGGAUAAUCUCCAUGUUAGCAUAAAGGAGGGGUUUGAUUCAAUUCUGUAUUUUGCAUGUGGCAAAAGAUCAAAGAUAUCAGAUGUAACCUUGAUAAAAGAGAAAGUUAAAAAGAGAUGAGAUAAAUAGGGUAGGUUAAUAAAGGCCUUGGAAUGAUGGGAUGGGUUAAUGAGGGAGGGGGCAGAAAAAAAAUUGGGAAAGGAAAGAGACAGGAAAUUGCUGAAGGAAGGGGUAUGAGACAGUGAUAGGUAACCUUGGAUUUCUGAAUGACUCGGGACUACAUUUCCCAUGAUGCCUGACAAUCUUAAAGAUUGUCUAAGCAUCAUGGGUAAUACAGUUCUGAAAACCCUGGCAUGAAAAAGCUAGAUGAUUGAAAAAGACUGAUUAAAAUAGAAAAUAAUAUAUUGGUAAUGGAGAUUAGGCAGUAAGAUGCAGAGAAGGGUGGAUGUAAGUGAUAUAUAGACGGAGAAGGGAAGGACGAGGAGACACAGGCGAUAAGCUGUGCAUGGCAAUCUCAUUAAAUUAAAUGAAUAAUAAGGACGAGAUGGCUAGAAAGAAUGCAUAUAUGAGGCUCAUGGAAAAUGACAAAUUAAAUGUGUGUUAAAAUGAUAUGGAAAAGACAAUAAAUUAGGAAGGAAAACUUAGGAGACAAAAUGGAGGAUGAAAGGAAUAAAAGGGAGAGGUUUAGAGAGACUGAAAGAGAACGAUAAUUAAUGUUUGAUGUAAAAAGGAUCACAUAGCGGAGAGUGUGGGAGAGAGACAUUCGUAUAAAUCUUUAAAAAUAUAUAUAUAUGUUUUUUAAAAGAGAGAGAUUUAGAGAGGAAAAUGGAUGAAUGAAGGGAAUGAAUGUCUUUGAGUGGAUCCCAAGAUGGCUGCUCAUACUGAAUCUCUGUAGGACUUGUAUCAGGAGGGACUUUGGUAUUAACACACUUGGUGCUGGAACUGAUACUGAUGCAAUGUAGGGAUAUAAAAGACAAAUACCCCACCCAACGAACGUUGCCAACUGUUCACAUUAUGUAAUCAGCUCUCUGAAUGAGAGUAGUUUUAAAGCUACAGUCUUUAUGCAUUUAUUGCAAAUUUACAGUUCUGAGUUAACCUUUUUAUCCAUUGUUUGGAACCGAAAGCUAACAUACAUAUGAUGUAAUGUGGAAAAAGGAUCUAACUUGUGCCUCAUGCUCACCACUCAAACUUAUUUAUAGAGUGUUAUUCACUAUCAGAAAAUGAUAAUGAAGUGCAAAAUUAAGGCUAAAAUAGUCAAACUGAGCCUUUUUUUUUUUUUUUUUUGCAUUAGCCAUUGUUGCCAUUUGGUUAUCAAUUCACUUCAGUUCUGUAUUUAGUGAAUACAAAACCUCAUUGAUUUUGUUUCAUACAAUUGAUUUAAUGAACUUUGUGAAUGUGAUAUCUCAUAUACAACAACCAAAGCUCACGUUUGUUAACAAUUUGUGUGUUGGCGGGCUGGUAUUCGGAAAUUAGGGCGUCCCAGGUCCUCUAACCAGCCUAGUGGCUGAGAGUGAGAGGGGUUGUAAUCCAGCAGUGGUAAUAAGCAACUGUUGUAAUCCGAAAUCCAAUAUUUUGACAGCUUUUGAUUUGCUCAUGUGUUUAUUAAACCAUCACAUUUAUUGUACAGAUGCAACAAAGUCCUUGACGCAAGGCAAUAUCAUUUUUUGUUUAACUGUCAGAUGUCAGAAAUCCUUAUGGCUUGGGCAGGCCUCACUGAGCAGAAGUACUGUGCAAUUCCAAUAGAGAGAUAAACAGACCACAAGACAAUAGCCAUUAUUACACAUUAUAUAGCAGGCACAGGCCAUAAAUUAACCGCUCUGCCAAUGGCUGAAGAAUUGCAGCUGCUGUAAAGCGACAUAAAGAAAGAUGGAUGGUAUUUUUGGGCCAGACUUUAAAUCACUGUUCACCUUCCCAAAGUCAUGGACCACAAUGCAUUGUGCUUUUUAAAAAAAAAAAAAAAGUAUCACGAGAUCUGGCAGCAGCCAUCUUGGAUUCUCAAUACAUGUGAUCAUUAAAGAUGUCUUUUCUUCAUUAAUCCAUUCAUGCAUGGUGUCUAGAGUAGUAAAUUGUGGGAGAUAAAUAAAUUUGGGUAACUCUUGCAUUAACAUUCUCAUGAACCAUCUGUCAAGGGUGACUUUCAAAUAAGAACAGUCUAUAUAUUUUACUUCUUACUAAUUAUUUAUACAUGCAAUAUGAAUAUAUAAAGGAUUUAAAUUGCGGUGUCAUUAUCAACCUAUUGCUCCUGUAACAUUUUGUAAUUGCCUAAUUUAUUGUUUAAUGUCCCCCUUUUAUAAUAUUGAAUGCGCUGCGGAAUAAGUUGGCGCUAUAAAAAUGACAAUAAUAAUUGAUCAGUUAGUUUUAGCGUAUCAAAAUGUAUAAGCACACACACACAUUGUGAUCUGCCUGUUGUUGUAACAGCAGGGCACUUUUUAGAAUACUAUAGUGUUUAGUGAUCUGUAUGUAAUGCAUAGUUCACCACCAUACAUUAUAGAGAGGUAGGGGCCUAAGCUCAGGCAGAUCCAUGACAUACAUGCGCUUACCUGCUUGGGAUUAGUGGGAGUUACAGUUUUGAGUGGUAGCUGCCACCUUUUAUACCUCUGCUGCACCAAAUUAAUAUUGGCACCCGAAAUAACUGUCUUAUUAUUAUUAUUAUUAUUAUUAUUAUUAUUAUUAUUGCUAUUUAUAUAGCGCCAACAGAUUCCCUAGCGCUUUACACUAUUGGUAGUGUAACUCCCACUAAUCAUGAAUUGAAUCUGGAUAUAUUUCGAAAACAUCUAGAUGUGCCCAAAACCCGUUCAUAGCAUUAUUUUUACACUAUACACAUUUCAUUAUUAUUAGGCUCAUUUCCUAAGGUGAUCAUUUUUGUGAAUUCAAAACGUAAUUCAAACUUAAGGCCAAAAAAACCCAAGUUGAAAACAUAACCGACUUUUCCUAAUUCAGCUUUUUUUGGCCUAAGUUUUGAAAUUCACUUUGAAUUCCCAGAAUAUUUAAUUUUAGUGAAUUUAUUGCAUCCUCUUUUUCUCAUAUAAAUCUCAUAUAUAGAUAUAGCUAAAAAUAAUGAAAGCACUCAAUCGUUUUGAGAAAUGAAAAAAAGUGUAUUCACAAUCGCAUAAAAAAAUCAACGUUUCGGCCGACAAACUGGCAUUUAUCAAGAUAUGUAUACAUAUACAGGUGGCAUAUAUGCUCAGCUCUUUAUAUCUUUAGCUCUGCAGUCUAUAAUUCCAUAAUGCCAACUAAAUCAUAGAUGUAGAUAGAUAUAUAUAUAUAUAUACACACACACACUACAAGAACAGUCAGAAAAUAAUGAGUUAAACAUGCAUGUAAACCGUAUCAUGCAUGUAAAAUAUAAUACAUAUGGAGGCACUCUUAACAUCGAGUUAUAUGGAAUAAGGACAUUGAAGGACAAUAAUGUAAAUGUUUCUUCCACAGAAUGUACUUACGUGCUUACAGAGCUUACAAAAGGUGUUUAACCCUACCUGUGGCUCGCCAUGACCAUACUAUUAUGUUUUAAACAAUGCACAGAGUAUUUGUGUUCAGUGUAUGAUAUACUCUGGAGUUUAUUGAAUAAACCAUGGAUUGUAGACUAAAUAGUAAAAUUUAAAAAAUGAUCCAACUCACACAAAGUUAUGCAUUAAAGUGUGAAUUGUCUGAAAUUAAAAGUGAGAUCAAAGUGAAUUAAUUUGUAUUGUAGCAGCCUUGAGAAUAUGGCUGUUUGGCAGAUCUUUUCAAAUUUAGCUGUAGUGGCUUAAAAUUGGAAGUUCACUUUCAAAUAAUUUGGAAUUCCCUUAAUGUCAGUCUUUACUCCAGUCAGCAAUUUUUCUCAAGGAAUGAUGUUUCACAAAACCAAGAAUUUCCAGAAUAGCCAAACUGGAAUAAUAGGCUGAUUGAAGAUUUUUUCAAAUUCCUUAAUAUUGGUGUAACUUUGAAAUUCCCUUGUUGGCUCCCUAUUAUCCACAGUUAAUUACAGAAUAAUGAAAUCAUGGCCUAUAAUUAAUGGCCUAUUUGAGCGUAAAAUGUGCAUUUCCAUUGUAAAUUCUCCAAUUGUUGUUUUUAUUAAGAAAACUAGUUUUCAAAAAGCUCAUGUAAUACUUUGUCUAUAACUGAUCAUCUACUUUAGGGGUUCCAAAAAGGUAGAACUCCAGAUGUUUUAAAACUACAACUUCCAUGAUGCUUUACUAAAGGCUGUAAAAACAUCAUGGUUACUGCAGUUCUACAACAUCAGGGGAUCUAACUUUUUGUCACUCGUGAAAUUCUGUUUUAGAGAAUGUCUUGUGCAUUUUUAUCAAGAGGUUGAUUUGUUAUGUAUCGAAGGUCUAUUAUCAGUUUCUACAUGAGUCCAAUCCGUAAGCAGAGGAUUUUGUAGCUGGUCCAAAAUUUGUCUUGGUAGUAAGAGAUCAGGAGUAUUCUGGGAAAGAACAGUUGAUUAGUGUAUUUUAUGAAGAAUCAUACGUUGUCUCAAUAUAUCAGUUUAGAUAUAAAGAAGGUAUCAAUAGAAAGAGUUCUAUGAAGAGGUUAUGUGCAGUUAUAGGAGGCAUUAUAUGGAGGGUAAUUUGGAGUAAUAGGAGGAGUUAUAGGGAGAAUUAUAUGGAGUAAUAAAGGAGUUAUAGGGAAAGGUUACAUGGAGUUAUAGGAGGAUUAUACACUGAUCAGCCACAACAUUAAAACCAUCUGCCUGAUAUUGUGUAGAUUCCCAUCAUGCUGCCAAAACAGCUGAGUCUUGAGGUAUAUACUCCAUAAGACUUCUGAACAUGUCCUAUGGUAUAUGACACCAAGACAUUCGCAGCAGAUCCUUUGAGUCCAGCAAGUUGCGAGGUGGGGUCUCAAUGGAUCAUAUUUGAUGUUCCAGCACACCCAACAGAUGCUCAAUAAGGUUGCGAUCAGGGUAAUUUGAAGGCCAAAGCUGCACCUUGAACUUUGUCAUGUUGCUCAAACCAUUCCUGAACAAUUUUACAGUGUAGCAGGGUGCGUUAUCCUUCUGAAAGAGACCAGUGUACAUCAUUGCCAUGAAUGGGUCUACUUGGUCUGCCACAAUCUUUUCCAUCUCUAGGUAGGUAGUAUGUGUCAAAAUAAUGUCCACAUAAAUGCCAGGACCUAACCAAGGUUUCUCAGCAGAACAUUGCCCAGAGCAUAACAAUGCCUCUGCUGGCCUGCCUUCUUCCCACUGUGCAUCCCUUCCCCAGGUUCACAAAGAAAGAGAGAAAUAGAUAGAUUGCUAGAUGAUGGAUAGGCUUAUGUAUGUAUGUAUGUGUAUAUAUGUAUGUGUGUGUAUGUAUGUGUGUGUGUGUGUGUAUGUAUGUAUAUAUAUAUAUAUAUAUAUAUAUAUAUAUAUAUAUAUAUAUAUAUAUAUAUCUAUCUCCUUUCUCACCCCUACGGGUAGUAUCUUUGUAUAGUCCUCAUUCUCGUGUCCUCUUACAAAGACCUGGAAGUUUGAGGGUUCUGUGCAGUUCAAGCUGUUACUAGAACUUCACUUUGGGCAGUGAGCUUAGAUGUCCACCUGGAAUCUGCUGAAUCCACUCCCCCAACUUGGGAGUCAUAGCCCCGAGUGCUUCUAUCAUAACUGGGACUACUGCUGCCAUCAUUUUCCACAUCCUUUCUAGCUGUUCAUUGGGUCCCUGAUAUUUGCAUACCAACUCAAGUUCCUUCUUCUUGAUGUAAUGGUCACUGGUUAUUACCACAUCUACCACCACUGCAGACUUCCGUUCCUUGUCUACCACCAUGAUUUUGGAUUGGUUGGCCAGUAUUUUCUUCUCUCUCUAUGGAUAGGAACGUCCCACAGGAUCUUAGCCCUCUUAUUCUCAACUAACCUGUGUGGCACCUGCCAUCCAGACUUAGGCAGGUCCAUUCUGUGCAGAUGUUUCAGUACUCUAUUUCAAAAGCUAAAAAUACUCAACUGAGUGUGCAAAAUGCCAGUUAUAGCUUAUCGCAACUUAUUAUAAUUUACUAACUAAUACACAUAUCUAUAACAAAAAUCAAGAUUUAUUAAAUACAAAUGUACCCAAUUAAUAUUCAGUAGCCACUAUAAAACGUAAUAUGCUCUUGGAAAUAUGUGGGGGUAUAAGCUGAAAAAAAGUCCCCUUAAUCCAGUGCGCCCAAACAAGGCUUCAGCUUGGAUCCCCCAGGUCCAAAAUUGUUGUGAUGCCGUAGGUGUCCAUGUGUUAUCAGCAGUGUAAGGCUAUACAAAUUGUUGUGCCUCUCAGUGUAUGCUGUCACUACGAACAUCUUGCACCCAUCUACUAUGUGCUGAAUUGUCUCUGAGGCUUCUUUCCACAGUCUGCACCUAGAGUCCAAUCGGGAGUGGUAGACCAAUGCUCCUUUGAUUUGGUGCUAAGUGACUGUUCCUGUGCUACUAGGAGUAGUGUAUCAGUGAUGUCUUGCAUAAUAUAUAUUUAGUAAUAUAUAUUAUUAAACAACUCAGCUCAAUAAGGAGCCCAUUGCUGUGCCUCAAACCAGUAUAUAUUAAAUUAUGUGUCUUAACAGCACAUUAACUGGUAAUGUUUUUGAGCUGUUUAGUAGAAGUCUCUGACCACGGUACAGCAUGUAUAUUAAAUAUGCAGGACUUAUGAAGAUCCAUAAAACAAACAGACCAAUAAAUAAAACAAAUACAGUUAAUCUCCUUCAUUUAUUUGUGUCUCCGAACAAUUGUCUAAAAGUGAAAUUACUCUAAGUUGGCCAACAUUUUUUAAUCUUGUCCACGCUACAGUUGUUAGAAACAUAAUGAACUUUGAGAGUUUGUGAUAAGUGAAAGUUUGUUGGGAGAUCUGCAAUUAUUAUUCUUAAUAUUCACUAUAUAAUCCAACAAUGGAGACUUGCACAGAGGUUCAUGCUGUUAUUCAUUAAUCUGUAAAUGUUCAGUAUUUGUAAAGGGAAUUGCACACAACUGGCCAGAGUAACCAAACUGGGAAAAUAGAGAAUCUCUCCGGUUCAGCUAUUACAGCCCAUAAAAAUUGCAAUUCCCCAGUCAUUUAUUAACAAUCCCCAGUUUACAGAAUACUGUGAAAUUUGGAAUCUGUUGGAGGUGUUUAUUUUUGUCCCAGUAGGCUUGUACGAUGCAUCAGUUAUAUUAAUUUUUUGGUUAUGAGCUCUGGAUCCUUAAGAGAAUAAUAUUCAGCAUAGAUGAAGUCUUUGGUGUGCAUCGGGAUUGGAAUGAAUGUUGUAGGUUGUAAUAUACGUGCUGGGGGUUAGGAAACUAAUUGAUGUUAGGGAUUGAGUUAUGGCGUUCAUAAUUAGUAUAUUAGUGUUAUACAGAUGACUUUGCAAUUAAUACUGCUUGAAUAUGCAUUGGUGGAAGCCCUACAUAUUGCGUCAUUCAUUGUAUGUUAGUAGUUUUUUUUAAAAAUGCGUUGAGUGUAUUGGAGGGUUGUACAAGGGUUUGGAAAAUCUGUGAUGGUUUAAAUAAUAUGUUGAUACUUUGUUGAGUCAAACUAGUUUCUGAGAAACCUUUGUGGGUUUGUUACUGUAUGAUUGUGUUAUAAACAUGGGGAUUCAAUAAUGUCUGUCAUAUGUGAUGUGAAUAUAAUUUCAUGAUGAUCCCAUGAUUCAAGCCCAUCUCAGUGUCAGAUUUUAAUAUGCACCAACACAAUCCAUGUACAUAAUAGUUAUUACAUCAAAAACAAAAAGGCAAUAUUUCAGUCACCCUGGAAAGGAGGACGAAAGUCAUCAUUAUGACCAAAAUCAUGCCUUUUCAUUGUUUGGUAUAGUAAAUAUCACAUGCUUUAUAACCUGAAUUACACACCAGACCCCUAUGCAAAGAGAAAGGGAGAUGUAGAAAAACAUAUAGAGAUGGUGAGUGAUUGUAUCCCUUGUACAGAAUGUCACAGUGUCCACAGGGAAAAGACGAAGUUGGGUAGCGUUUUGGUCAUAAAGAUAGCACACUAAUUUGCCAUAAAUUCAGAAUCUGAUGAUAAUGCCUAUGAUAAUGGUAAUACAAUAUGCUUUUGGCACAUUGGUUCUGGUCAGGGAAUAGUAUAAUGGGAAUAUAAUAUGUUGUGAGAACAUGGCUAUGGGUCAGAGAAUGGUAUUAAGGAUGUGAUAUAUUAUGCAUACAUGAGAUAAUGCCAGUACUUGUUGAUGGAGGCAAUCAUUUAUUUGGGGGUGUAUUUGUUCAGAUUUUUGCUUGAUGUCAGUGAGGUCCGGUAUUGUUGGACCACGGGGCUUGGUUCAUAUUGCUCAGAGAUUAUCUAUUUUUACGUUUUUGGGUUUAAGCACGUGUUGGAUAUUUGAGAUAAUAUUUGUUGGGUGUAACCAUUUGUGUCAGUGUUUGGCAUAGACAAAAUCAAAUGUUUUUGUGGUUUGAUUUUUUUUUUUUUGUUAAAUUUUAUGCUUAGCACAUGCUGGAUGUUGGUUAGAUUAUCUGUAGUCGGGUGCAUGGCUUAAUGUCAUUACUAUGGAGAUAUUCUCUUGAUUGGCACGUGUAUUGCAGGUUGAUUGAAUUUCAAGCAAAGAGAAUUAUUUUAUUGCAAUUUAAAUGCUAAGUAUUUUAGGAGACAAUUCUUUGUGGUGUGAGGCAUAACACAGAGAAAACAGCAUGUAAUUAUAAGAUUACAAUUUUGUUCUCUGGCUGUAGUCCACAAAUGGACAAUGACUUUCCUGGCAACUAGGUGGUAGUUAUGUCUGGAGAGAGUAGAUGUAUUUCAGGUGGUGGAGUUUCUGUUCAGUAUUACUUGACUUCGAAGGUCAAAGUGUGGAUACAGGAAAUAGGGUUUAGGUGAUAGAGUUCUUUCCAUAUAUUUGAAGUUUUAUUCUCAUUGAAUCUGUUUUGACAUUUAGGUGUAAGUUUUUAUUUUUUUAUUUUUUUUUCUACUGAGAGGGUAGUCUAUAGCAGAACAAUAUGGUUUGUGCUAGAUGUUAAGAAGGUGAUUACAAUUGGGAAUUUGGUUAAUAGAAUGAUCAGAUUUCCAGAAAUUCUGCAUCGUGUUAGCAAACUAUGUGCUUUGUGUCUGUUUUAUCGGUGUUCUUAAUUACAACUUUUUGUCAUUUUAUGUCUUGGUUUCUGAUGUGCCUGUCUACAAAGGUUAAUGAGAUGGUGGGAAACAAUGCAAUUUUAUGAUUAGACCCUGUAAAUCAAUUAUUCAAUUUAAUGUUGAAAGAAUAGUAGAGAGGAUAUACCUUCUUAAUGAUGUAUUGUAGUAUAGUGAUAAAAUAAAUAUAUAUAUAUAUAUAUAUAUAAUGUAUCUGAUUUGGAGUACAGUGGAUUGUACAUUUAAGUUUUUAACUUGUUUCACACACACAUAUAUACAUUUAUUUUAUAUAAUAUUUUAUCUGAAAUUUUGAGAUAUAUAUUUUCUCAAAAUGAAACACACUACUUAUAUAUAAUUUAAUACAUAUAUAUAUAUAGUAUCUGAUUUGGAGUACAGUGGAUUGUACAUUUAAGUUUUAACUUGUUUCGAAAAUAUAUAUAUAUAUAUAUAUAUAUAUAUAUAUAUAUAUAAUUUAAUAUAUAAGUAGUGUGUUUCAUUUUGAGGAAAAAAAAAAUAGAUAUAAUAAAAUAAUAUCAGAGUUGCACUCAGGUCUUGUGAGUGUAGAUAUAUAUAUAUUUUAAUAAUUAGGAGACUUUUAGGAUUUUGAGAUGUACGUGAAAGAUUUAUUAUUUAAUAGUGGGCUUGAGCUAUAUUUUUAUAGUAUCCUUGUGCAUUGUAGAGAGAAAUCAAUGAAUAAAUUGUGCUGGCUAUUGUCUUCCAUUAGAGUCAUGGGUGAAAUCAGCUGUUGAUUUAAGAAUCGGUUCAGGUUUUGGGAAAUUAUUCUGCCCUAGGUAGCCUUGUUAGGUUUCUUGUCUGUCUUUACAAAACGUUUCUUUUUCAGAAAAAGUAGAUUUAAUGUCCAUGCUGGUACCACGGGAUUCAGUCAGAAAUUGUAUUCUUUGCUUUUGUAUUUUGUUUUGUUUUUUUUAUAUUUAGUAGUAACGUGUAUUAUGUCUCUUGUAAGAUGCUGCAUAGCCUGGGAACAUCGAUGAGGAAUGAUUUCACAUUAAGAACACGGUUUGGGGUUCUUGUUAGGUGGUCCUUUGUUGGGACAUGAAUUUCCAUCAAUAAGUAUUUUGUGCUUGCUGCUAGAUUUUGAGAGAAACAAUUCCUUGUCAAUAGUUGCGAUGACGGUUUUUAACAUUGGUGAAAAUAGCCAUAGACUUGAUGUUGGAAAAGUUUUGAGAAUCCUAACUUUAGUGUUUGAAAAUAAUAAUCUCACCAUAGUCCCUGCUCGUGGCAUAAAAAAAAAUAGGAAGCAGGGGAUAGGGGUCAAGCUGAGAACAUUCUGUCGUUAACCGAUUCUGCACUUGAUGUUGGACUUGGUGUUCUUGCAAAAUUUGAUAUGUUUGUGUUGGUUGCUCAGAAGAUAAUUUUAAGUUGGAGAUAGAUGUUGGAGGUAGCUGUUGAAGCAUAGAACACCGGAAAUGUAUUUACUAUUAGGUUAGUUCGAUGUUCUUACAAGAUUGACGUAAAACACGUAGACAUCGAGGGACAAUAAAGUGACUAUUGGAUUCAGAACUUAUGAUCCUAUACUCCUAUUUUCUAGGAACUGAGGAGAUAACCCUAUGACGUAUAUACAAAGUAAAUUGCGUUAAGCUGAAAGCUAUAAUAUCAAAGUUUGGAAAAUAAACAAAUUGGACAAUGUUUAAAGUUAUAUUUGGCUGAUUUAUAAUAGAUCUAUAAAAGAGGACUCUGCCAAAUUUGAAUUUGUGCUUUUUGCAUAAAAAAUCUAUUUAGGUUUAUUUUAUUUUUUUUUACUUAUUCGUAAACAAAUGUUUGUGGUUUCUUCCUUGUACUUUCCUUGUAUUUCUUGUACAAAAUAGAAGACAUACUGGCAAAUAACAAGAUGCCUUCUCAGGACUGAAAUUCCUGCAAAAGUAGUGUAAAUCAAACACACAGUCUGUGGAUGAAUGCCUGCAAAAGCGUAAUAUUCAGAUAUAAUAUUUAAUAGGUGGGUAACAAUGAUCCAAAGAGAUUUAACUGUCAUUCUGGGGUCAAGAAGGAUUUUUUUCCCCUAGUUUUUUGUAAAUUUGGAAAAAGCUCUAUACUGGGUUCUUUGCCAUUUUUUGGAUCAACAGCAAAAACAGAUGUGAAAGGCUCAACUUGAUGGACGUAAGUCUCUUUUGAGCCUAUGUUGACAUGGACAUUGUACGCAAGAUGUGUCAUUCAAGAAAAAAACUCUACCUAAAUUACAUGUAACUUAUUACCAUACCUAUAUAGCAUGUAUAGUCCCUGUUACAUCUGCUUAGUAUUAAAAAAUCAUGUGCAAUUUAAGAAUCGUGCAUCGUUUUAUAACUUUGGCUCUUGGUUUUUAGUUUGUCUAAUUCACUAAUAAACAAACCCUAUGUUGGGUUCCUAAAAGUGUCGUAAUGAUAAAUGGCAUGGAAUCUGUGCUGCUGUAGGUGAGGAACUGACUUUUGCAAGUAUUUAAUAUGUAUUAUUACUUAAAAAUCUCAAGCAACUCUACUGGGGGUGAGGAUAGUUUCCGAUGAGCAAUUUGAUCAAGGGUGCAAUCUGUGAUUUUUAAAGAAGUUGAAGCCGGCGCACAUUUUUAGUUCCCUACUUUUUUAAUGAGUCUCUGGUGCUCCUCUACCAUAGGGGUGCAUAUGGAACCAACACGGAUGAAAUAAAGUAUUUUGCACCUUGGGCAGAAUAAACUACCGAUGCCGUCAGGUCUAUAGAACUCGGAAUCCAAGGAGAAGUUAGUUAAUCUGGCAGAUCAUUACCUGGUGCCAGCUCUGUCACUUUGCACCAGCUCUUCUUGUAAUGUCCCUUGUCCAGACAUAAAUAAUUUAGUAGCAGACAAAUGAUCACUUGCAGUACGGUAAAUUGCACAGUAUUGCCUUUCACAAAGUGACGGGUCACUAGUCGCCAGUUGUAGGUCCAUGUAUAUCUGUGGAAUCUCCUCAUUCUCCACCUGUGAUCCCUGACUGCUCCGGUGGACACGGUUCAUAGGGAGUAAACUGCAGUUGCUGCAGCACUGGCUCUGCGCCAGAGGACUUUAUCUCUCACUACAAAUGGCUUCUCCCGCAGUGCUGCAAAGACAAGGUCACCAUAGGACCAUCAUGAGCAAGGUUAUAUGUGUGACAGGGAGAGACAGAGAGAGAAAGGGGAUGGGGACGAUUGGUUGCAGUGGUUUUCUAACAAUUAAAAUCUAUUUCUCAUUAUAUUUAGUAAUUCUUUGUAAAAAUAUGGGGACUAAAUUAAACAGGUGUAAGUGCAGCAGAAGAGAGAAUGAGAAAAGGAGGGAAAUGGGAUGAAAGGGGAAGAGAGAGACAGAAAGAGAGGGAAUGAAAGAACAGAAGAGAGAGGGAGAACGAGAAAGAGAGGGCGAAGGGGUAAAGAGAGAGUGAAAGGGUGUGGGUAGUAAAGAAGAAAUGAAGAGAGAGAAAAGGUGAGAGAGCAAAAGAUGAAGAAAGAGGGAAGUAAAGAGUGGGGAGAAAGAGAGGGUGAGAGAGAGACAGCUAGAAAGAGAGAUAUUGAGAGAGACUCGGCAAUAAGAGAGAAACACAGAGAAAGAAAAAGAAAAUGAGUGGAAGAAGGGGAGAGAGUGAGAGUAACGAAGGAAGAAAAAGAGGGAAGGAGGGAAAGAAAAAGAUGUCAAAAGCAAGAACAGGGAAAGAAAGAUAGCAAGGAGAAAGAGAGGAGAAGAGAUAACUGAAUGAGUGAGCAUAAAAUUUAAAAAUACAUUAAAUAGUGAUUAAUGUAACAAAGAAAAGGAAGAAGGGAGAAAAGACUGAAAGAUAAAGAAUAAUUUAAUGAGAGAAGGAAAGAAAUAAAGGACAAACAGAGAAGCAAAGGAGUUAAAGGUAGACAAUGAUAAAUAAAUAUAUAGAUUGUGUGCAUUAUCUGAAUGGAGUGAUCCCAUACUGUGCGUUGGUGUCACUAUCCUUGCAAUUAUUCCCCGUAAUAAACAGGUAAUAAGGCAUAGGCUGCAAAUUAACCUCUACACGACACAAACGCUAAACAUUAACCCCUACAAUAUCCCACAACUAGCUGUUAAGCGCUAUAUUACCUUAACACUAACAUUAACACGAAACCUAGAAAUAUAAGGUCUACAAAGGGAACAUGCAUACUGUAUUAGGGAAAUAUAAUGCCAUUUCUGUGCUAUAUAGGACUACUCUGAGCAGGUUAGGGUGGAGGAGAGUUAAGGGAAAUGUAAUGUUAGCAGAUUCAGAAAGAGGGAAUCACAGAGGAGAGGGAGGGGAAUCUGUCACUGCGUCUCUGCUGCCCAUCCGUCCGUGGCAGGGUUUUUCGCUCAGCGCCAUUUUAGAAUGUUGAUUCACUUGCAGAAAAUGUGUCUGAUCAUUAACUCUUCAUGAAUGUGUGUUGUAACAUGUUAAAAAGAGAGAGGACUUUGCUUCAAUACACAUUAACCCAUUCACUGCCAAAAUAACAUACGCAUUUCUACUUUCAUUUUGUAGUUCAAAGCUCCACUUACCUUUCUGAUCUGGAAAUUUAUUUUAGGCUGUCGAGAAGUGAAUAUCUCUGACUCAUUCUAUUACCGUACAUCUCUGCAAGAGGCCUUAAAGGGGCACUGUGAGCACCAUAACCAUUAUUGUAGGAGGGGAUUGUAGUGCAGGGAGUAUUUGGGUUUUUCUAGUGGUUCCUAAAGCUCAGACCCUGAUCUACUACUUCCAUAAUUUAAAGGUUUCCCUUUCGCAUGAUCUGUACAUGUGGGGAGUGUUGAGCUAACCCAUCCCAGCCUAUCAUCGCCAUCCAAGUUUGGACAACUUUGGACAGAAAAUGAGGAAGUGACACUUCCUCAUUACCAGGGCAGCAGCACAGGGGCUGGGUUUUGAGUGCUGGGACAGCCCCCAUCCCAGUUUUUUAACACUGCUCAAAACAAAUUUGUCAAAAAAUAAAGGGGAUGGCAACCAAAGAUUCAUUGUUUCAUAUCCACCAUUAUGAGAUAUUGAGACUAUGGUACUUAAUGUGUCCCGAAUCUAGACAUGAUACAAAAUGCAACUCUGGAUUCUCAAUUAGAAAAAUGUGUCGCCCGUACAGCAUUGCUGUUAUGCAUGAUCUUAUAGCAGCCAGAUUUAUUUACUAUUCAAAUAUGUUAAAUUUUCUAUAGAAUUUUGUUACAGCAUGCAACAAACGUAACUACAGUAAACCAAUGAAAUUCCAUUUCAUUAGUACUACAAAUCAAGGUUAGUACCAACAUUUUUAUUCUCACCUUAUAAAAACAGGUCUAGCCCUGCAUAUGUGGGAUAACUGAUAUCAUUACUAAUGCAUGAACAUUGCCCAUUAAAGUUUAAUUCAAGAGACCAGUUGGAGUCUUUAGCCACCAUGUCAGUUUCAAGGCCUUUGCAUAUUUUGCAAACACUUCCUGUAGGCAGCAUGCCCGCAUGGUGUGCAGUUAUCUUUAGAAUACGAGAACAGGAUAUGUAUUUACCUGAAGCUGAUAAUGUUUAGUCCAACGUCUCUGGCAGACCAAGGUCUGCUGGUGGAAGAUUCUGUGCAGUGUGCUUCCCAGCUCCAUAGACCGUUCGACCACAAAACCCAGAGAUGGUCUGACGAUUGCCUUGGUGUUCCAGGCCUGCAUGUGGAGGAGAAACCACUGAUGCUCGAAGCUAACCUCUGAAGUGAGAAAAUCCAUCUGAUGAGAUGACGGUCUGCUUUUGAUAUAUUUGUAAAAAAUAGUGGGCCAAACUCAGACUGAAUGGAAGACAGAUGAACUGGCAAGGGUAACCCUACCACCAGAACUGAAUAUAAAAAAUGACAGUCAAGGGUUAUUGUAACCAAAAGAUACACACGUCCUUGAGAUCUAGGUGUGCAAACCAGUCAUUCCUAAGCAGUAGGUCCCACAGAAAAUGGAUGCCUUACAUAUUGAUGUGUCUGUGCACUAUGAACGAGUUGCGGUGAUGCAAGUUUAUGACUUGAAUCUCCAGUUUUCUUUUUUUUACCAGGAACAGGUUGCUGAAGAAGCCACCCUCAUCCUCAGUGAAUUAAACGGCCCCACUGGAGAAUAGUUACUGAAUUUCCCAGUCGAGGGAUCUCUGUUCCUCUUAGGUCUAAAUUGGUAGAGGAAAGGAUGCCUGAACCAGAUGGAAUGAAACUCUACCACAUAGCCUUGCACUGCCUCUGUCAGUUCCCUCUGAGUGGUGAAGCCCCAGUUCCUUGGAUCCCAAUUCAGAGAGUUUGGAGUCAAUACGAAGGAAGGCCAUUUUGCUUCGCUCAGUGCUAAGGGCUGCAUUUAUAUUUCCCAUCAGGCAAAUGAAGCUUAGGGCCUACUCUCUAAUACAAUUAGGGUCAAGUUGUGUAUCCAGUGACAAGGCUAGGUCUGGGAAAUAGAACUUCUUAGCCAAUGAUCUCAACAAGUCAAAGCAUUUAUCCUGCUUGGCCUUUAAACGCUUCUCAAAUCCCUGUGUUGGAUAUCCUCUUGUCUGGGACAUGAAUACCACAACGAUAGAAUCGAACUCCGUAGUCUGGGCAUUUGGCCCUGUGGUGAUUUUGAAUCUUGUUAUCCAACUGCUUUCAUAGCCAAUACUGAUCAUAUCUGGAUAGAUGUUUAAUAAGGGACCAUUCUGAAGAUCUUGUGUGUCGAAUGUACCUGAGAUCAAAACUGCAUUCCUAACUCUAUAUGUCCCUCUGCCCCUGCACAUCCCCCUAGUGAAUAAACGGUUAAAAAAACUUUUUUCACUUAUAUGAUUUUAGUGCUGAGGUCUUCGGCAUCUCCAACACCAGUGGUGGGGUCAACCUAAUGUGCGUGAGCGGCAAUGCUCAUUGAUUUCCUAUGGGGAUUUCAAAGAUGCUGGACGUCCACAUGCAGUGUUGUUUCAUGGAGUUAGACCCGGAAGUGCCUCUAAUGGUUUUCUGGUAGAAUAGACUAGAAGCAGUCUUAACCUUGCAAUGUAAACAUUGCAGCUUCUCUGGAACUGCAAUGUUUUACAUUGCGGGUUUAAGGGGACAGAGGCAUUGCACCCAGACCACUUCAACUAGGUGCUCUGGAUGCCUAUAGUGUCCCUUUAAAGGAAUAAAGUUGUUCACCAAAUCUAAAUUAAGCAGUCAUGAAUCAGAAUGAUGUAACAGAUAUGAGCAAUACUCUGACCUGUGCAACCAUCAAGGAGCAGUAAAGAAAGAGGAGAUGUUUAUCUAAUGCGAGCCUUUUAUAGCCUCCUAAUGUUUUUUUGAUUGGUCAAUAGUUCAUGUUCUGAUCUGCCUGCUAUUAAAGUACAGUAAAGAGAGACUAGCACAAUAUGAAGUCUCCUGUCAUGCAAAAUUCACCUUGUUGUUUCAGCUUUCGAAGCUGCAAACCAAACAGACCAGCAAAUCCACCAUCCUUCUAUCCAUUGUUAUCUCUGAGUCUCAAGGGUUUGCAUUAGAGGUUGAGACAACCACUUCUUAAAAUAGCAACCUUGUAUAUAGAGUUACACAAAAAGACAGAUGCAGCACACAAAUAAUUGGAGAUUACGAGCAGAGCUACACAUAUCACUUAAGAUUACUGAGAGAUGAUCCUUGUUCAUAAAAAGCUUACAGUCUGAAGACAACUGUCUAUGUUGCAACAAUGCUGCUUAUUUCAGUUUUCCCAAACUUGUUAUUUAAUUGGCCAAGCACUAGUGGGCAUCCUUUAAAGCAACACUUGAAGCAGUUUAACAACUUCAUCUUGAAGUUGUUAUAAUGCCUGCAGUCCUGAAAGCUUGCAGGAUGACUCAACCCUACACUUGGCACUGGAGAAAUGAGUAAUGUGUUCAUUUUUAAUUUAUUUCAUUUUUUUACAUGGGGGGUGGGAAGAACUAAUUGAUGAGGGGCAUCAGGGCUGUAACAUUAGGAAUAUAGAUUUUUAUUUCUAAUGCUACAGUGUUCCUUUAACUCAAGGAGAAGCAAAACCAAAUCAUCAUGGUUAUAUGAACACCACAAGUAUCACACAUCAAUCGUUUCCCAUUAUUGUGUUGUAAUCAACAAACCAGUGGCGUCUACCAGUCUAGGCAUCCAUUAGAAAAAACUGAGGUUACAGACCAAAGAUAAUGCUGCCAAGAAAUGAAGAUAUUAUUUAAAUCCCUCUUGUGGCCAUAACUGGUGACGCACAAAAAUGAAGAAAGAUAUAUUAGUCGUGGUACCUCCCAAAUCUCAAAUCUCACUUGUAAUAAAUUAUUCAAUUUUCCUGUAUAUAAAUGUACAAUAGACAAAAAUGAGACUGGUUUCCAGUUGCCCAAUUUUUGCCCUUUGCAUAUUGAACUAUACACAUCAGAGCAUCCAUUUUGUUUACAAUUUCUCACAUACCCACGGCCAUUUUGUGUUGUAAAAAUGGUUUUCUAACAGAAUAGUGAAUAGCAACCUUGGAUUCUGUUUCUUAGUAAAAACCAAACCAAAAAAAAUAUAGAUUUAAGAAAGACAAAAUUACAUCCUAAAACAAGAUUACUGGUUCAUAAAAAUAUAAUUCCCAUAAUGCCUAGCAAUACCAAAUGCUUGCUAGCAUUGCUAAGGAAAGCGUUACUUGUUGUGCUGACAAAAGUGAAGCUGUUUUUAAUUCCCAUUACAUUAGUAGACAUAUUGCAUAUUAUAUCCUUUUCAUUAUUCAAUAGAUUGCUUUGGGCUCCGAUAAUUUAAUUCACAGCUGAGAUAAUAACAGCCACAGUCAGAAUUAUUAUAUUGAUCUAAGGAAUUAAAGAACACAGCAGCUAUUCAAAUCAAACUGUAAAUUGACUGAAGAGACUAUAGCACAUAUUUAGACAUAAAUAAAUAAUAAUUCAUACUAAACUAAGUUUACUGCCUCGAUAGUCUGUCAAUCCAAUGUUCUCCCAUAAGAAGGCAGUGGGAGGCUAGUGCGCAUGCACGGCAGAACGCCACAAUGCACCAAUCAGAUCUGACUGAAAGAGUGGAGUUUUAGUCCACUAUUUUGGUGGAAGCUUCUCUAGUGACUGAAGAAGUGGGGGAUAGGGGACAUGGAGAUGAAGUGGCCUUUGAUUUGAUAGAUGUUGGCCUAGGUUGAAUGGCUGACGUCCCACAUAGUGGAAAUAUCUCUGAAAGUGAUGCAGACCGUUUUGCAAGUUUUUUGGCUGUUUUUGACAUAAUUAAAUCCGCUAGGUUUUUUCAUCUGUUGUUUCUUUCCCUGACCAUUAUUUUUUAAUGUAUUAUGUUUUUUUGGUUGUUUUUUUUUAAAUGCAACCAAUUUAUCAGUCUUUCAAUCACUUGUUCUGCCAAAAAACGUGUCCUUAUUCACUUUUGAAUCAACAGCAAAAACAAAUAUGAGGAAGGCUGAACUUGAUGGAUGCAAGUCUCUUUUCAGCCAUGUAACUAUGUAACUUUGUAUUUUUCUGCAGUCUUUUCUGAAAUAGAUAUUUACUUUUUAGACAAUUUUAGAACAAUUUUAUAAAUAUGAACAUUUAUUUAUUUUAUUUAUUUCUUUAUAAAAUAUUUUACCAGGAAGGAUAAAUUGAGAGUUCUCUCGUUUUCGAGUAUGCCCUGGGUCCACAAAACAUUGCAUUGAUACAAUAGGGUACAAUAAAAUACAAAAACAAUGUUAAUACACAAUAUAUAUACAAUUUUACAUAUUGGAGGACUGCUUUAAAAAAAAAAAAAAACACUUUCCAAAACACUUUGAUAAAUCUUGCCGAAUGUCUUGAAAUUGUUAAACGAAACAAAAAUUGCAAAAUAAAAAAACGUUUGCGGUCUCUGCUUUCCAGCCUCUGGUGCAGAGAAUGUGUGAUCAGUUUUAUUGUCAUUAUAAUAUUACAUGACUGGUGCGAAUUUUCCAAAACUACACAACCUGUGUGGUUCCUAUAUUCCCUAAAUAACCUGUCGUUAGAAAUUCGGCACACCUGGUAAUAAAAUUGCUCUGGGUGCUCAGAAUUCCAAUUUGUAUUUUGGUUAAAGGGGUGUUACUUUUCCCAUUACCACUGCCUGAAUGCUGUAUUGCUAACUAAAAAGGUUAUUCACUAAAGCAGGAAUUCAAAGUGCUUUUCACAUUUAAGGCUAGAGUAGACAAAUUUGUCCAGGUUCGGCUCUACUGACCUAAAUAUGAAAUUCACUUUGAAUCCCAGGCUGGUACCAUUUUGAGAUAUAGUCACGUAGUGCCGAAAUACAAAUUAUUUUAAUAACAUAGAGAACAAAAUAGGGCUGAAUUGAAGAAUUUAGGGCAGUAAUGUUGAAUUUAGGGCAGCAAGCCACAGUACCUAAACAUCAGACGUGUAGGGUAUAAUUUAUCUUAAUCUAAUUUAUCAGACGUGUAAUUGUUCCUUAGUGGCCCUUUAACCUCUUAAGGACCAAACUUCUGGAAUAAAAUGGAAUCAUGACAUGUCACACAUGUCAUGUGUCCUUAAGGGGUUAAAGGGACACUCCAGUCACCAUAACAACCUCAUCUAAAUGAAGUUGCUAUGGUGCCAGGAGGCCCCCAGGCACACUCUUGCCUUAAGGGAUUAAGUUGUUCUCCAGCGCCAACCCACAGGUGCCCUAGGAGGCAUCCAGUUUCAAACACUGAAUUCUAGGGAUGCCCCAUCAUAUGUAAAAUAUACAUUUCUUUUCCUUAUUACUUGCCCUGUUGAAAUCAGAUUUUUUAAAAAGGCUUUUAGUUGCCUAAAGCCUAAGAGUAAAUGGCAGCUGUAUUCACAUAUGAAGGUAUAUGUGCAUGCAUAAGGACGACUGCGUGUUUAUGAGCAAUUAAAUUGACCAAUUAUUUUUAAUGACUGGCAUAUAAAAAAUAAACAAGCCUGCUUUCAAUAUUAUAAUAUAAAUAAAAUGAUAAUAUAUGACAAAUUAAAUACAUAAGAAAGAUGACUGUGCAGAAUAGUCUCAAAUCCCAGUGAAUAAGAUUUUGAGAAUGAACUUUAUAAUUCACUAUGUAUACAAUGGUGAAUUGUGCAUUCCAUGGUGUGUUUAAUUUAUAGAAAGACUUGCAGGGGUAGUUCCUAAAUUCAAUUCAUACUGGCCAUAAAAAUGGAGUGAUAUGCUUUUAAUUAAUCUUACUUAAUGCAGUUUUAGCAUAGAUUAGAAAAUGAAUUGUUCCACUUCCUAGGUGGUUUUCUAAUGUUGAUUGGAGAGCCACUUGAUUAGAUUAGUUAUUCAGAGAUAAAUGUGAUUGAUGUUAUUUUAAGCGCUUUCCCUUGGAGAUUUUAACAAUGAAAUUACACAAUUGAUUCCUCUGCUAGGAGGAAUCCUCUUGCUGAAAGGAGAUAUAAGCCCAAUGUAAUCUUAUUGAUAAUUUGUAUUUGAUAGCUCUAACCACUGGCUGUGUUUAUUAGAAAAAUAUAAGCAAACAAAGUGGCUUCCCUGUAGUUUACUUAAAUUAAAGGAUGAUAUUUUGAUGGUUGAGAAUUAGACCGUAUCUUCAGAGACGAGCGUACUCACUAAACAUCACAUUUCAGGAAUUUAGGCUCGGCUGAUAAACCAGCUCGGUAUUUUAAACGUUUCAAAAAGUCAGUACUUUCUGAGCCGAGUUGUCUUUUGUUGAAUUACACCGUUAGUUCUAAAGGAUCUUCAAUUGGCAAUCAACACAAGUCAGAGGAAAUGUAUUUGGCUAAAAGGACAGGGCUGCAUCUAGGAAAGGAAUAAUGGCACUCGGGUUCUAGGAAGGAUACCAGCACCCCUUAACACUUAGCACAUGGCUGUUAAAUGGAUCCAAGCUUGGCCUAGUAUCUUAAAGGUGCCCAGCCCCAUCUUACCCCCUAGCUGACUGCCCGAGGUUUAUUUUGGUUAAUUGGGCUAUGGCUGCACCUGCAUAUUAAUUUGACAUUUAAAGAUUCUAAGAUGGGGAUGGGCUAAUGGUAGAUCCCCAGAUGUUGUAGAGCGGCAACUGCCAUGACGCUUUGCCGUCCUAAACAUCUGUUCUUGAUGUAAUAUGCCCAGCCCUGUUUUAAGGUGUCAGGAAAUCCUGGUGAGGGGUGGGGGGGAAGGGAGCCUGACCGCCAUGUCUAUUUUGGACCUUAGUUAAAAAAAAAAAAAAGCCUAUUAUUCAGUUAUUUAUCCCUAAAUAUGAAUCUAAAGUGUGAGACUUGACUAUGCCAUGAAGGCAGGUGCUAUUUUCCUUGCUCUGCAACCUAAAAUUUGCCCCAUUUACCAGAAAUUGAAUUCCUAAAAUCUGAGGCCUACUUUGGCAUUCGAGCAACUCCAUAUAUCUGCAGUACACCACUUUUCAUUUUUAAAAUGCACAGUCAAACUUUUCUUUAAGCCAUCAAUUCAGCAUGCAAACAAGCGAAUGUUCUAUAGGAUAUCCUGGAUCAUUGCAGCGAAUCCUUUACUACUGAGCGUAAACCUUGUGUUUAUAACUGUUGACGACUCUUACUGUAUAUUCUUAUCUUACCCAUAAAAUGAGGUAUGCAUGAUCACUGUCUGGGUGAACAUUUCAAGUUACGGUAUUCUUGUAAACCGUUAUAUUAUAUUUUAUGCUUACAUUGUACUUCAUUUAUAUGCCUAAAUAGAAAAAGAUUGACAAAAAAAGAAAAGAAAAAGAAGUCUUGGUGAUCUUGGAUCACGAGUUAAGUAAAGUUAUAACUAGGUAGUAAUUUCUCGAUAUCUUGUAUGAACAUUCCCAUAGAUUUCUAAAAGAGCGCAUAAACAGAAUAUGCAUGUGUUCAGCCUGAAUUAGUUUAAUUUACUAAAAAAAAAAAAGACUGAAGACAAAAAGAUCAUCUCCAUAUUGCACUGAAAAUAGGGGUAUCUUUAGCUUGAAAUGUUCAUUUAAGGUAGUGUGCUGUCUCUUAGGAAUGAGGUAUCUGUAAGUAGCAGUCAUUGGAAGAUGUAUUUGAAAAUGUAGGAACUAAUUUACAGUAUAAAGAUUUUUUUUCCUAAACUAUGUUCGAGAGGAGAGUAGAUGGAAAAUAUUCAGGGGCAAACCUGAGAAUGAGUUCUCAAGCGUUAGUUUUUUGAACAAGGUGAAAUAAUGAAUAGAGAACAGCUGUCGUUCAGACAGGAAAGUAUAGUGCUGAAAAAAUAUUUUGUACCAGGUCAUUCGGGAUUCAUGCAUGUAGUGUUUGGGCGAAUUUCCUCCAUGCGAUCGUUUUGGAAAACACGAAUGUUUCUCUGUUUAUGAUUUCGACGAACCAAAAAAUUGGUUAAUUAGUGUACUGCAAAAGGUAAAUAUUAUCAAUAUCUGUACAUUUGAUUCAUUUUCGCACCAUUUGGUUCGCAGUAAAAAGAAAUCUAUAUAUUUUACAUAUUUGCUAUAUUUAUAAAAUAUAAAUAUUGUUUUUUUUUUUGUUUUUACUGCUCCUCUUUUUCCCCCCUCUAAGGUGACUUCUCACUAGAUCCAUAAAUAUAAUCAACAUUUAGUGUCUGUCCCCACUUAAUGUAUCAUAUUUUAGAGAAUGAUAAGUCAUCAGAAAAAAAAAAAAUACAGCAGUAAUUCAUGCCCACGUGGGAGUGUAGAAAACUAGAUUUAAGUUUUAUCUGUAUUUAGGUAAUAAGCUCUAUAAGAUGCAACAGGAAAUGCUAUAUGAGAGUAAAUAAGAAUAUAGCCUUAGAGAGGGAGAAGAAGAAAAAGACAAAAUAUUGUGAGGAUGAGAAUCAUGAUUUGUGGUGGCUCAGAGAUAUUACAAAAAUGGAGAACCUGAGUGGGAACGUAAAGUCAGCUGUGCCAAAAGAUGGAUGAAGGAUAAUAAGUUAGAAAUUAAUUUUGGAUUUAUCCACAUACGGCGGUCUAGGACACUCUGGCACCGCAACCACUGCAAUAGUUAUUGGGCUUGAAGCGUUCCUUUACCUUAAAUAUAUUUAUGUCCGGGGACCUUGGGUUUUUGUUUGGGGGGUGGCGGGAAUGUUUUCUGUUGACCAGUUUUUGUAGUUGACCUUCUGUAUUUGUUUACAUAAUGUCACUGUUUGGAAUUUUAUCUUCACACACAAUUUUGUUAUAAUCAGCAAAUUCUACAUCCUCAGCUGUCAAUAAUGCAGGUAACUGAAAGCAUAGCAGAUACAAAGUUAGAUGUGUCCUAGCCCAUGCCUGUGGUUUAAUGAGUUCAAUAAAAUGUACAGUUUGAAAUCUUUCAAGGCUAUUUCAAAUCCCUUGUUUUAAAGAAACAAUGCAUCAUAAGGCAUACAAAUGUACAUUCCUAAUGCUAUAGUGUCCUAGUCACAGUGUAGGUGACUCCCCCCCUCUGCCAGGGUUAACUGCCUUUACUUGCCUUUUCUCCUGCACCACACUACUCUCCCUGUGGUCACCCCACCUCCUUGCUAAGAUCAUCAAUCUUGAUGAUCUCAGCCAAUCCAAUGCUUUCCCAUAGGAAAGCAUUGAGAGGCUAGAGCACAUGUACGGCAAGCCUGCACACUCUGCCAAUCAGACGGUCUCUGAGUUUUAUUUGGCUACUUUGACAGACGUUCUGUCAGAGUAACAGUCACUAUAGGCAUUUAGACCCUACAAUGUAGACUUCGCCUUUCCUGCAGAAGGAUAAUGGUUUUUAUUUGUAGGGUUAAAGAUGAAGUAAUCUGUUUUUAAUGAGGCACUUGUGAAUCGAAGUGUGGGGUUGCUCAACCAAUGUAGUUAUAGUUAUUUGAAUUUUACCAGCAAUGUGUGUCUCGCAUUUCAAGGGACUGCAUCUCUCUCUCUAAAUAUAGUGUUUUAUGUUUUCAAGUAGUCUUAUUCAUCUGUUACUUCUCCAUCACAGAUUGCAGAUUUAGCUAUGACUGCUAUACAUUUGUUAAUGUUUUGUGUGUUUUCCACUGAUCUUGGGCUUCUUUGUCUCCAUUUUAACAGUACGGCAGGUCAGACAGUUACCGCGUUGCCACCACGCAGGACAAUCAGGAUGAAAAAUCCCCAAAGAAGGGCAAGGGGAUACAAAAAAAAGAAAUGGAUGAACUGAAGAAAGAGGUGGCAAUGGUAGGUAAAGAAAAGUCUGGACAUUAAUGGGUUGGCAGCAUGUUGAGAUAACUGACUUUUUUAAGGAGAGGAAUGGAAGUAUACUUGUAUGCAAAAUGGUGUGUGAGAACAGAGGUGAAUUGGGGCAUGUUAAAAUGUGUCAAUAACAUAAUUUUGCUAAAGUAGUUUAAAGAUCAGUUCUGUAUGAAUGUGAAGAACAUCUGCAUGUGUACGUAUGUGACAUCACUCUAAGAGGCCAACAUGUAUUAAUGGAGAUUGUAAACAGUGUGGAAUACACAGUGUGUGCAAAGUAAGAGUGUAAAAAGUUCAUAUCUGUUGCAUGAAGUUAAGUGCUUUUUAUUUUGUUAACCUAAUUUCUGUUCUUUUCACAGACAGAGCACAAAAUGUCAGUGGAGGAAGUAUGCCGGAAAUACAACACAGAUUGUGUGCAGGUCAGAGACGGACUCAUGUGGCGCAACACACCAAACAUUAAAUAGAAAAUAUAGUUUGCUUAAUCUUUGGUAGUACUCUCCAAAAGAAUAGAAAAUAUAUGUGUACACACUAUCAGAAUACUUAUAUGUAUUAGUGCACUACAUGUGUUAGAGGCAGUCAGCGUUUUGCCCCACAGUGGAAAAAGACGUCUUCGUCAAGAUAUGUAUAAUAUAUUCAUGCAAUUACAUUGUUCUUUAAAUUCUUAUUUUAUUAUAUUUCGUUUAGACUUAAAAAUUUGUGCUUUCUGAUCCUAUUGAAGACUGAUUUCUCUAUAUGGGCUUAAAAUAUUGAGGGCCUAAAGGAUAUGUGACGCUUUAAUACAUUUAUACUGGGGGUUUCCCAUAUCCUAUCGAACUACACUGACCAUGAUGCUUUGUCAACCACUAGAAUAGCAAAUCAUUAAUAGAAUUUGAAGUUCUAAAAUAUCUCGGGAUCUACCUUCUGGUCAACCCUGAUUUAGACUUUCUCAUACCUGGAGUGUUCAUGAUUAUUUCCUUUUUCACAUAUAUUUAUGAACACAAUCAUAUGUUUGCUAACAUACACAUACAGCUUCUUCUGUGUUUUAUCGUGUUAGUGUUUAUUUCUCUCUCACCCUCUUUAUAUUUGAUUUUUUAGGGGUUGACAAUCAGUAAAGCAGCAGAGAUUCUGGCCCGGGAUGGACCCAAUGCACUUACUCCCCCACCCACCACCCCUGAAUGGAUAAAGUUUUGCCGUCAACUGUUUGGAGGGUUCUCCAUUCUUCUGUGGAUAGGAGCCAUUCUCUGCUUUCUGGCAUAUGGAAUCCAGGCGGGCACAGAGGACGAUCCAGCAGGAGACAAUGUAAGAAGGAUAGUUACCUGUCUCUGUAUGUACAGAAAAUUUUAGGGAUCCUGCUGAUGUACCUAAAAACAAAGAUAUAAGAUACUGCAAUAAUGCCUGAUAUAGGAAAAAAAACAGUUGCACUCACAAGUUAGAGAUGAUAAAAGCACCUUAUGGGUGCCACCUACGAUUUCAAUAGGGGGCUAAAGCUCCUCCUUGGGGCUUUUGUGAUGUUUCAGCUCACCAAACGAUAUACCGGAGGUUUCAUCAAAAGGAUACUUAUUAACAAAUAAAAUUAAUUACACAAAUAGUGUUAAAAAUGCUGGUCCAUAGCUUUUCGUGCUCAAAUGAGACCUUCCUCAGGGACCCAUGUAGAUAAAAGCAAUGACAACAAUGUAAUAAAACCUUACAGUUUAAAUAACCCUUUCCUACAGUCAUUAUAUAGGGCUAACCCAAAAAAAGUCAUUGGUGGAGUUGUGGGCAUCUUUACCUUAUACAUACGGAUUGGUUGGUGUAUUUCUUCCUGCAGCUGUCUCUAUUUCCUGUUAAUUUCGUUCCCCGCCGACGUUAACAAAAGUCCCGAACUUCUGCCGAAAUGACCGUGCGUUCCCAGGUGGGAGAUCGUAAACAUGCAAACACAGGCUCCCCCUGGUGUUCUCCAAAGUGGAAAAAAAACUUUUUUACCUAAACACAAACUUGUGUUAGUCACAUAUCUCUGUAUACAAUUAAUUAACUAUUGUGCCAAAAAUUCGAUAGUCAACCAAAAACAAUUUACAUAAAUUACUGAUACCAUCCCACUGACAUAUACCUCAUAUAUAGCAGUGAACCGUUUUUGUCACUGAUUUUUAAAUAAUGCUUAUGUGUUAAUGUUCAAAAAAUGUGGUAUGAACUAAAGAAAAUAAUUAUCAGAAUCAAUUACAAAAUGUCAUUGAUCAAAAAACUAAUAAAUAAAAAAAUUAACAAUGAACAAAAAAAUGUAGCCUCCUUUUGAAAUCGUGGGUGGCACUCAUGAGGCGCCUUUAUCAUCUCUAACUUGUGAGUGUAAUUGUAAAAUAGUUUUUUCUAUAUCAGGCAAUAUUGCACUAUGUUAUAACUUUAUUUUUAGGUAGAUCAGCAGGAUCCCUAAAAUUUUCUGUACUAUACAUUUCUACUGUGGUUGGUUACCACCUGGGAAGUAACCCUGGAGACUGUGUGCCUAGAAGUUAAAGGAGCACUAUAGGGUCAGGAACACAAACAUGUAUUCCUGACCCUAUAGGGUUAAAACCACCAUCUAGCCACCCUGGUCCCCUAAUGCCUCCCUAAAUAUAGUAAAGUCUUACUUGUAUUCAAGCCUGAAGCUGCAGACUUUGUCCCUGUUUCCUGUAGAUCUGCCCACUGUCUGCUGACAUCAUCAGAAGUGGUGGCCUGAUCCAAUCACAAUGCUUGCCCAUAGGAUUGGCUGAGAAUGACAAAGAGGCAGAUCAGGGGCAGAGCCAGCAAAAUUCAAACACAGCCCUGGCCAAUCAGUAUCUCCUCAUAGAGAUGAAUUGAAUCAAUGUAUCUCUAUGAGGAAAGUUCAGUGUCUGCAUGCAGAGGGAGGAGAUACUGAAUGUUUGGAUGUAUUUUAAGCAGCCAUAACCCAGGAAGGAUCUCUAACAGCUAUCUAAGGAGUGGCCAGUGAAGUUAUCACUAGGCCGUAAUGUAAACACUGCAUUUUCUCUGAAAAGACAGUGUUUACAGCAAAAAGCCUGAAGGUAAUGAUUAUAUUCGCCAGAACAAAUUCAAUAAGCUGUAGUUGUUCUGGUGACUAUAGUGUCCCUUUAAGUUUAGAUUUUUUUUUAUAUUAUCACAUUUCACUGGUGUCAGGUGGAAUUGUCACAUCCAUAAAAUCUAUACAAACUUUUUUGAGAAAUCAAAUAUUUAAAACACAGGAUUCCAAUGAUUAAUGUGCAAAAUAAAGACAUCAGGACGGCUGACUACCCCUCUGCUGUGUUUAUAUAACUUUAGAUUUUUCAAUAAAACUUGUUUGGUUUUUAAGUGUUUUUUUACUGACACUCUAAUGUACUUCCCAGUGCCUGGGUAUUGUUUUGUUGAGUGAUGUUUCUUCUCGUUUAACAUUAAUGCCGAGGGUACUGAUCAUAUUUUGUACGGCGUGAAAAACGUGAUAUACACACAAUAGAUUUUCCUUCCAUAUUCAUAUCUUUCAGUUUUCAGAUCCACUAGGCAGCAAUUAUCUGACUAAUUUCUGUAAAGGUGGGUGAGCAUAUUGUAUGGCAGAGAUAUCUGACAGAUACAGUUGCAUGUCUGGCAUGUCUAACACCUCUUAUCAGCCUGGGAAAGAUGACAAUGUAUAUGAAUUUGAGAACCAAGAAUGGCAAUUUAAAGAGCUAUGUUUCUUUAGGAUGUGCAGGGCUAUCUACAUGCUGCUGUAUGGUAUUGGGAAUGAUUGUAUCUUGCCAGUUGGGAGUACACCAUAUUAACUGCAAACUGUUUUUAUUCCAGUUAUACUUGGGUAUUGUCCUGGCCGCAGUAGUGAUCAUCACUGGUUGCUUCUCGUAUUAUCAAGAGGCCAAAAGCUCUAAAAUCAUGGAAUCGUUCAAGAACAUGGUGCCUCAGGUGAGAUGAAAUGGGAGUGGGGGUAAGACAUGGGGAAAGAAAAACCGCAAAACACAAUGAAGGCAGAAAGCACAAUUUAGAGGAUGUAUACGUUGGUAACAGUUACUGAGAGUAAGAAAGAAAAACAAGAUUACAAAAUGAUUAGAUGAGUGUGAUAGAUGAGGAGAAUUAAAGAUUAAAUCAAAUCGAGAAUUCACGGUGAAUUCAGAUUUAAAACUAAAAUAGCUAAACUGGAAAAAUUCUCAUACUUAGCUAUGCUUCUACUUUGGCUAAGCUGGCCUUAAAUUUAAAAUUCACUUUGAAUUCACUUUAAAUUCUCACUUUAGUAAAUAACCCUGUUAGAAUUAUAUAGAAAUGUGGAAAUAUGCUCUUAUAAUUCAUGACCAAUGACCAUCGGACUACCAUGUUCUUCAUCUCAUUCUCACUUCCUUCUUCAUUGACUUCCUUCAUGACUGGUUCUACUGAUUCUCUACACUUCCUUUGCUUCUUCUCUGAGAGCCCAUGUCUCUUACUUUCCCUCUGCAAAUUUCAUGAAGUUUGUCCUAUUUUUUUAUUUGUGUCUUUUCUGUUUUUGUGGUUUCCAUGUCUCAGCAUUUUGUUUUUCAGAAAUGUCUAUAUUAAAUUAUUCCCCUCUGUUUCCUUUUUUUUUUUUUUUUUUUUACUCCAGCAAGCUCUGAUUAUUCGGGAAGGUGAAAAAAUGCAGGUGAAUGCCGAAGAGGUUGUAGUUGGAGAUCUGGUAGAAAUUAAAGGUGGAGACAGGGUGCCGGCUGAUCUGCGAAUUAUCUCAGCCCACGGCUGCAAGGUAAUUUAGGACUUCUCUGUGACAAAACCCUGUAAUUCCUUGUCCCAGUUAUUUUACCUGCAUUCGGUAGAUUGAUCUACUGAACACCGACCACCCCCCAGCUCAUUUAACUUCAAAGAAAACCACAAACUUAAGUGCUCUCUCUGUGUGGCUACCGUUUGUAUAACCGAACAAAACUUGCGCUGGAAAAAGGCAGCAAUCUUGUCUCCUGAAAGCAGGCAGCGGUACUUGGUCAUUGAGUGUCUGGAACUCUAACUCAGACACUCGACCCCGUGAAUAAUGAUAGCUUUCCGCGAAUGCCUGCUUCUAUAAUCAACAUGCCAGGAGAGCGCUAUUCAGUGGGAUUGUUCGCACGAACCAGGCGAACAAUCGCUACCUAUGAGCCAGGGGAACCGUUUGCUAUUUUGUUCAUUUUGGAACUCCCAAAAGUGACCGACCAUUACCAGACGCCACAUGUGCGGUGGGUCAAAACUUUAGCCCGGGGGCAAUUUGGCUGUGUUCGUGGGAUCUGAGUGCUAUUUAUAUAUGUUGUGCGCUCUCAUGGAAUAUCGGGGGAUAUAAUACUUGUGGGGGUUUAUUUUCUGUACCUCUAGUGCCUGGGAGAUAAUUAGUUUAAGCAAAAUACACACAAUUAUCUCCCAGACACAGAGACUCCUGGGUGUGUUUUACCAUGCUAUUGCUGGAGACCCCAUGCUGGGAUCUGUGUAUAAAAGUGGGCUAUCUGGCCAUAAUAAAACACUCCUGUUGUACCCUUCAUCAAGUCUCGACUGAUGUUUGGGUAUGCGAACAAACAAAACUAUUGAUUUUUCCCACGACCCGUUUGGAUUUCGGGAGAGUACGAACUAGCGUACUAAGCAAAUGGGCUAUAAUCACUCAACCCUCUAGCAGUUCGGGCGUGUGUGAACAAAUGGAUCAUACGAAAUGCAACGGGUUUGUUACAUUCUCCUUCACGGCACAUGUCAAGUAGCAAAAUAUUAGAAUUCCCCAAGGCUGGACAGUCAUAGCAAAACUGUGUCUACAAUGAAGCCGCUGGUUCUAGAGAUUUUUGUGACAUACAGAGAACUCAGUGGAAAUCAUUUUCCAUGGGUUUUAACUUCUUAGUAAAAUCAAAGUUAUUAUAAAAUGUCUAACUUACUAAUAUUAAUGAUAUUUAAUGAGUUACAUACUAACCAUAUGUCUCCUUCCUUUCAUUUCCUUUCCCCCUUCCUUUCCCCUUCCCCUUGCCCUUGCCCUUUCUCUUCCCCUUUCCCUUCCUUUCUUCCUUCCUUCCUUCCCUCUCUUCCUCCCAUUUCUAAUUCACCUUUCAGGUAGAUAACUCUUCUUUGACGGGUGAAUCUGAGCCCCAGACCAGGUCGCCUGAUUGCACUCAUGAUAACCCUCUUGAGACAAGGAACAUCACUUUCUUCUCCACCAACUGUGUAGAAGGUAGGUGUCAUAGUUUCAUGUUCAUAUGGAUGAUGUUUGUACAAUAUUUGCCAAUGCUUGGUGGACAGGUCAGCAACAUGAUUUCCUCCUCUGGAAUUUAAAAAAAGCAAGAUUUGAACUUUAAUGUAUUGAUGGUGUCUAAUCAGAGUCAAGUGUCAAGGUAAGACAUGCAAUGUAUCACUUCCAUUACUCUGUAGUUUAAGUUACAAAUUAACAGGGAAUUUCAGAAUUGUUAUAGACCACAAAUUAGGCAGCAAUAUGCAAUGUCAAUCUGCAGUUGCUAAGGCCAGUAGAGUUUUGUCAUGUAUAAAUAGGGACAUAAAUUCUCGGGAUGAAAAUAUAAUUUUACCUCUUUAUAAAUCACUGGUAAGACCACACCUUGAAUAUGCUGUGCAGUUUUGGGCGCCUGUUCUAAAGAAGGAUAUCAUGGCACUAGAAAAAGUGCAGAGACAAGCUACAAAAUUGAUAAAAGGAAUGGAGCAUUUUAGUUACAAAGAAAGGUUAAAAAAUUUAAAUCCCUUUAGUUUGGAAAAAUGGCGCCUCAGAGGGGAUAUGAUAACAUUAUACAAAUAUAUUCGGGGUCAGUACAAACCAUUAUCUGGAAGUAUAUUCAUAAACAGGCUAUACAUAGGACACAAGGUCACACAUUUAGGCUGGAAGAAAGGAGAUUUCAUCUAAGGCAAAGAAAAGGUUGUUUUUACAGUAAGAGCAAUAAGGAUGUGGAAUUCUCUGCCUGAAGAGGUGGUUUUAUCAGAGUCCAUACAGAUGUUUAAACAGCAAUUGGAUAGAUACUUGCAAAAACAUAACAUGCAGGGAUAUAAUUUCUAAAUAGUGGGGUAAUAGCUGCUUGAUCUCUGACUGCUAUUUUGGGGUCAAGUAGGAAAUGUUGUUGCAAAAUUGGAAGCGCUUCAGACUGAGUUUUUUGCCUUCUUUUGGAUAAACAGCAAAAACAUAUGUGAGGAAGGCUGAACUUCAUGGAUGCAAGUCUCUUUUCAGCUAUGUAACUAUGUAAUAGAGUACUCAUCAUUGUAUCUACAGUUUGCAUUCCAUACAGUGAUGGGUGAAAUAUAUUAGGAUGAUAUUUAGGAAGAGGAUGGAAGCAUCAGUAAGACAACUAGAAUGUUUGGUUACUUACAGGUACAGCUCGAGGGGUGGUAGUUGCUACAGGAGACAGGACCGUCAUGGGACGUAUUGCCACCUUGGCUUCUGGUCUCGAAGUUGGAAAGACACCAAUUGCCAAAGAAAUUGAACACUUCAUUCACCUUAUCACCGGCGUUGCUGUUUUCCUGGGAAUCUCCUUCUUUAUCCUCUCCCUCAUCCUGGGCUACAGCUGGCUAGAGGCUGUCAUCUUCCUUAUUGGCAUCAUUGUGGCUAAUGUGCCAGAGGGACUGCUGGCAACCGUGACUGUAAGUAUUGGUUAAAAUAUCCCCCUCUCUGAGCACAUACUGAGGAAUGAAUCCACAUGGUGAGAUUUCAUGUCAUUGUGAUGACAACCUACCUAACCUCAUGACAGAGGAUAUUGAGUACCCUACUUGGCUGCUGUGAAUAUAAUAUAGUAUUCUUUCCGAAAUUGUGUUUAAAUUAAUGUUGGUUUCCGAACAUCUUAACACUCCACUGUCCAAAUAUAAAAAUAAUUGUCUGCACCCUCCAGCGUUCCAGUCAUGCUGGAUCUCCCACAGAUCUAAGGUAAACCUCAGAGAGGGGGAAUAAUCUUUAUUUUUAUUUGUUUUUUGUAAUAUUAACAUGUUUUUUCUCCUGCCCAAACAUUCCACUCAGUCCAAACACCUUUUCAGCCCCAAACUCCCACUUCAGCCCCAAUCCCCCUGCUUCACCCCUCACUACAGCACCUAUGCCCCCACUGCAGUCCCUAACCGCCUAUCCCUCACAGACAUCUGUUUCUCCCCAGUACAGUGCCUAUCCCUUCUACCACAGGAUCUAAACCCCCACUGCAGCCACUGACCCCCCCCCCCCCGCAGCUUCUAUCCCCUGCAACCUCCCCUCUACCCCCACGAUCUAUAGAAACACCUAUAUGCACCUAUAGAUACUAAAACGCUUUUAAUGUAGAGUAUAUGUAAAAUAACUGGUCUACAUGACACAAAGCAAAUCGGACAUUGUUAUCAUAGUUUAUAAUACUCAUCCCAGAAUUAAUUACUUACAAGCGGAAUUGAGCCUCUGAUGUAAUUUCAAAGGAUUGUGUUAAUUCUCUAUCUCCCGUCUGCUGUAUCUCAUGGUGGCUGAUCUGACAGGGGAUUGGUUUCCAGUAGCACUGUUGCCAGGGGAACGGUGGAUUCCUUUAAAGCUUUUAUAAUUUAGCCAUAAUUAAAGUACUAUAUAAGUCGAUCUUUUUAUUUAUACAUGCGAAUGCUAGAAUGAAGACUUACUGCUUACACAGGAGGCAUUUUACCUUUUAAUAUCAGAUCACAAUGAAAUUAAAUAUUUAUGAAUAAAUGACUUACGAGGGAAGUACUCACCUAAAAAAAGCAUUUCUUGUUUGCUGAAGUGAUUCCAAAUUAUGCACAAUACACAAGGGAGCCAGUCCAUACAAAACAAGCUGUGAAUAAUUUAACAGCUUCAGGAAAUGCACCAAUCACAGAUGGAAUGACGGAAUGUGGUCAUAUCAUGCGUGAUCAGCCAUUAUAUCAAGGCAACCCUAGAUAAUGUAUUUUCUAUUGUCAUUUUGUAUUCUUAGAUUUUGCUAUUAAUCUGUAUUUACAAAUGCAGAAUCUCUUGAAAAAAAUACUAUAUUUUGGUAGAUUCAAAUGCCCCAUCUUGUGGUACCAUAAAAAUGGGAUUGAAUUCCCCUUGCUCAUUGCAAGACAAAGUCGUGUUUUUAUUCAGCUUUAAAAGAAUCUGUAAUAAAAAGAUAAUAAAUUGCACUGAAAGAAAAGUUCGUAGCUAGAAGCAGUAGGUCACACGUCUAUAGAAUAUAAUGUUCCAUUUGGUGGACCCUAUCUCCAAAAUUCCUUUAAUAAAUUCUCAACGUGCAUUAUUUAGAUUAAACUUCUCCAUAUAAUUGCAUUCACAAUACACCAUAAUUCUUUGUAUAAAACCACACAAUUGAAGUGUUAAACAGCAAUGUGAGUGGAUAGAUAAAAAAAAUAUUAAUUUUACUGAUCAAUAAGGUUUAGAAAAUAGUCCAAUGGAUGGAUAUCAUUAGACAUAAUUUAUGAGUGGUUCUUUCUCACAGAAAAGGGUAUGGCUCGUGAAAAUCUCUACAAAUGUUUUCAAACAUGGUAAAAGAUAUGUACAGAAGGAAGUCUAAGAAUUGUAUAAAAUGUAGACUUUAAGCAAUUCUGAUUACGAAAUCAGGGUAACAAUAGCAUAUGUAUAAUGGAAGUAGCUACAGAGAGCAGUUAUGUAGUAAUUAGUAAUCUGUGAGUCUUGUGGCAUAGAUCUAUAGUAGAACACGGGAGACAACAUUCUAGAUGCACUGGGCCUUCUCUUUGUCUUUACAUCCCUAUUAAAACAUAUGAUUCCUACAGCGAAUGCCCUUACCUGAAAAAUAUUGUCACUGUAUAAAAAAUAACCGUGUACUGUUCUGAAAACAUUUAAAAUAUAGGCUAAGGUAUGCAAAGAAAGACUUUGUUUCCUAAGCUUCGAGUUCGGGCUUCAAUUCAAAUAUUCAUGAUAUUGACAGAGUAAAUAAGAUAUGUAUGAAACUAAAAUAUAAAUCUUGGUAGAUUUCAUUGCAGGAAUAUUCUUGUUACAUUUUAGUGAAGGGAUACAUCAUAUGAAGAUAUUAGAUCCAUGGCAGGCAGAUAAGUGAAAAUAUUUCUUCUGUAGAGCAACAUGUAAAAUGACACUGGUGGGCCUAGUCAGCAUUAAAAAAGGAUUCCAUAUAAAAUCAAAAUGUUUCCAAUUAAUCAAACGGUUUUCAAAUAAUUUAAAGAUACAGUACUAAACAGAGACAUGGAAGGAUAGGAACAAAUCACACAAAUCACAAAAACACAGAUUAAAAAAAGCAAAGGGCCUAAAAAUGAAUCUUGUAUGUAGAUGUAAAUUCCUUUGGGACCCACCUAAUACAACCUGGAAAUCCCAAUGAAAGAUUCAUGUCUCCCAGUGUGGCGCCUUCUAUGUAAGCCUCGUGACAUCACCUCCAACAAGCUCCGGAAUCAACAAUGCCUCUCAACUGCUACCUAAUUGUUGUUGCUCUGUGAAUGUAUCAUGAGACUCAAGGAUUAUCACACCACCAUGUAAAGUUCAGAGAUAGAUCAAUAGAAGUUUAGUUAAAAUUGAAUAUACAUUAGUUCCUAAAUAAACAAGAAGGCACAAAUCCCUUUAAUCAUAUUGUCAUAAUAUUGCAAUGUAAAUUAACGUCGACAGUAUACAUUAGUUGAACUGCACACAGUUUGGGUCUCUCCUGGUUUUUAAAUUUCGGCUCACGCCAAUCUUGGAUAGUAUAUAGAAAAAAGGUGAGGUACAUCAAUUAUCCUUUCAAAGGCAGUUUUAUUGUGACACAGACAACUGCAUUUUGUUUGUUUGCUGUUUGCGUCUCAACAAAUCUGCCUCCUGAUUAUUGUACUUCAUCCUUCUCUAGAUACUGUCUUACUGCGCUCUGCUGCCCCAGUAAAUUAAGCAUUUGAUAACGAUCACUUGCAUCAUGUGUGUCUUCUUUUUCAAUUUGCAACCCUAGUUGGGUUGUCCUCCGACAAUUCCAGCCUGAUUGUUCUCCAAGAAUGCCAGCCUGGUUGUAUUCCACCAUAUUUUUAUAGAAUGUGUUGAAGUCUAGCUAAGUUGUGUCCAUUCUCAUAGGAACACAUAAUCACUAUUAUUCUGUUUAUUCUUCAAAGGUAUGUUUGACUCUAACAGCCAAGCGAAUGGCCCGAAAGAAUUGCCUGGUGAAAAACCUGGAAGCUGUGGAGACUCUUGGGUCAACUUCUACCAUUUGCUCAGAUAAGACUGGGACCCUAACACAGAACCGUAUGACUGUGGCACACAUGUGGUUUGAUAACCAGAUUCAUGAAGCUGACACCACAGAGGAUCAGUCAGGUGGGUAACACACAGAGCUUUGUUGGACUAGAGUAUCAUUGCCCGGCAAUGCAGCCAGACUAUGGUGAGUGUGUAUGAAGUCCCUGGGAGUAUCUAUGGCUGCAGGGUGAGACAGAGCUCAGGACAUUCAUAACUCAUGCCAGUUAUCAUUGUUGGCAAUGGGGGUCACAAAAAACAGUUUCUGUAUAUCCCAGGUACACACAGAUCUCUGUGAAUGCUCCAGUAUAGUACGCAGGUCAUACUGAUAUAGAUUACAGAGAUAUAUAUUAUGUCAUGCCUUGUAACUUCAGCAGCCUCCAUCUGUCAGAUCCAUAGAUAAUCUGUGCAGUAGCCAUAAGGCAAUCCAUGCAAAGACCUGUGAGUUCUGUGUACAUAAAAAAAUCUAUUUCAUCUGUAUUCACCUCUAGAACAAAUGUUUGCAGUCUUUUACUAUCUCACAACCAUGGCUGAUUUUGUCUUCAUAUGCCAUCCUGUGUUUUUACACUGGUUAUCACACUUUUUCUCUUUGCACUGGAAGAGAGCCUAUUGGGUCUGGUGUUGCUGUUAAAGAUGGACCUGAUCAUAGAAUCAUAUAGAUAGAAAAUACUAAAAUAGCCAUAUCUCCCAGGUGUCCUAGAUCUGGUGGGACAGUCCCAAAUUGGGUCCUGUGUUUUGCUAACCAAUAAUAUGAAUUCGGUAUUCUGUCUCUUGGGAACACCGGGGAAAAUACCAUGCUGUCCUCAAGCAAUUGGUAUAUAAAUGGUUUAAUUGGCAUAUAAAUGGGAACAAUUAUAAGGGAUGUGUUAGUAAUGCAGAUUGAAUCGAGAAAAGAGUAGGCCAGUGUCAUACAAGGAUGUUUCUAUUAUAAAACGUGUUUGCUUGAUGCACGUAUAUUCCAAGAGAACACAAGUAAGGCAAAACUCAGUUGGGUUGCUAGCUGACCAUGUUAUUACAGCAUAUACAAUCAGUCAGCAGUAGUGCACAUCCACUCUAAAUGUACAUGGCUACGUGCCCAGUAAUAUCCUUCCCAUCCAAGGCAACACCACACAUUUUACACUUUAUUAUGUUCUGUCCAUUUUAUUAAUAGUUUUCUGCGAUUAACAGAAGUCUAUUCUUAAAAAUAUAUAAUAAUUGCCCUACACAAAUGAAAUAAAACGCCGUUAUUUGAUUUAGAGCAGGAGGGGAACUUGCACGUUGCAGUUUAUUUUAAUUUUUUAAAUUUUUAAAUCAUACAUAUAGCAUGCGACAGUCUCUAUAUACCAUCCAGGAAUACUGGGGAGGGAAGAGUUAAUGAUUUAUAAAAACUAAAUAAAAAAUAAAAUAUAUAUAUUAAUCAAUCAAGAUUUCUGAGCCUAUUGAAGAGUCUUGGCCUGGCUGUAGCUUCACCAGGCCAUCGGUUAAUAUGGCCCGAGAGUUACCUCUUUGGCUUUUUUUUAAACCAUAUUUUCUCUUUAAUUUACACCCUGAUGAUAUUCUUUGUGUCUCCAUCUCUCAGGUGCAUCAUUUGACAAAAGCUCUCUUACUUGGGUGGCCUUAGCUCGGGUGGCCUCUCUCUGCAAUCGUGCUGUCUUCAAAGCAGGAAAUGACAACAUUCCCGUACUGAAGGUGAAUUAGCUACAAUACUGGUACUUUGUUACAAUAUAUGUUAAUACGUAUAGUUUUUUGUUUCAUAUCUAAUGCUUUCUGGACUAUUGUGAUUCAAUCCAUGAAAAUGUCUUGUUUCUUGCGUCUUGCUUUCUAUCUUUGUAAUUUAUCGUCCUAACUGGACAAUUUGGAUUGAACAUCAGAUCUACACUGACAUGUCGAUGUCUCUGUGUCUAUCUCCCUUAGAGAGAUGUGGCAGGUGAUGCAUCCGAGUCCGCUCUCCUUAAGUGCAUUGAAUUGUCCUGUGGGUCUGUGAAGCAUAUGAGAGAAAAGAACAAGAAGGUGGCAGAAAUUCCCUUUAACUCCACCAACAAGUACCAGGUUAGUUCCACAGCGAACUUCAGGUGAUGAAGUCCAUUCCCUCCAAAGGACAAAAAUGUAAAGAUGUUCAUUGUAGUUUGUUAACACAUGGUGAAAACCAAACAGAAGUUUAAAAAUGUGACUCAGAACAUAUUCCAAAUUUGCCGAUCUUGGUAAACAGUUACCUGGUAACUGUAUUCACACUUUUGUUUAAUUAAGAUAUCAAUUUUAGUUCCUUGCGUGAUAAAUUAGGUACAAAUAACCAGACGGUACAUCUUAGCCUUGCUGAACGAAUAAUUACUUUCUCCCAGCUGUAGAGCAAUUAUGUCAUGGCUCCAUUCUUCUCAAUGUCUUUAGUUAAUAUGAAAAAGCAGAAAGUACCAUAUAAUUGCUACUGCAAUUGAAGAAAAAAAUUGAAUGUGUCUUCUGCCAUUUUAUAUUUUGGUAUCAUUUGUGGAGAAAAGCAGUGCUAUGUAAGACACACAGUAAAAUAACAAUGAACUAUUGCUAUAUAACGUGAUCAUAAAAAAGGACAAUUCUGGGACAAAGUUCUAAACGUGAGGCCAUCAUUAUGGACACAAUGGAAUGUUCCUACUGGCCCAGUCAUUGGUCUUUAACCCAGAAUUUUGCUAUAUCUAUCUUUGCAGAUGAUUUCUUGUCUUUGUCUAUCUUCUGAAGUCUUGUUGACUGUCAGAAUUGCUACCAAUUAGGCCAAGUUAUCAAAAACAUCUUCAAAUUCCGCAUGUAUUAGGAGGCACAUGAAUAGUGUUUCCAGGCAGUAUGUAGAAUUAAUAUGUGGCCAGCAUAAAAUUAGUUAACUAGUCUCAACGUUCCCUAUAAGAUUCUUUUACAGAUUACUUUUUUUCUAGUUCUGGUCAUCUACCACUUGAUUGCAUGUGGAACUUAUAGCCGUCUGUAAACAUAUGGCCUAGAAGAUAUCUUUAAUUCUUUAAAUCACCAUCACUUUUAAUCUAUUUUGUAUACAGUUCAGCUGUGUUUGUCUGAUGCAAUCCAUUUCACCCAUGGCAGCCCCCCUCUCUCCCAGUUUCCCUCUCUCCCUGAGCCCUCUAUGUCCCCUGUCAUUUUCAUUCUCUCUCUGUGCAGAUUAGGCCCAGUUAGUGUAGGAGCCAGCUUGAUCCUCCUUAACACCCGUUUUAUAAUAACAUAAAAGCUUUUUAACUCUACCUAUUCAUCACACUGCCCUGGGUCACACUGACUUUAACCCUUACAGGAUUAUUUACUAAAGUUAGAAUUCAAAAUACAUUUUAUAUUUAAAGGUUAAAAUAGCUGAAAUGAAAAAUAAAAAAAAAUCUAAGUUAGCUGUGGUUUCAGACCGGCUACUCGGCCCAUAAAUUCUGAAAUUCGGUUUGAAUUCAGUUUGAAUUCUCACUUCAGUAAAAAGCCCUGUUAGUUUGAACACCCAAAAAAAUGUGAUGAGUGCAAAAUUAAAGGACAACUAUCACCCAAAGACUAUUUUUAAUAUAAUAAUCAUUUCAUCAAGUUUUGCAUGGAAAUAAAAUUAUUUUUAAACAAAAUAUAUGUACACAUAUGAGAAACUCAUCCCUACCUUUAGUGUAUGACAGGAUCUCUCAGCUGUAUACACCUUAAAGGGACUGCAGGUCCCCUCUCCCUCCCAUCCCCAUCUCAGGUUGCUGAAGGGGUUUAAACCCGGAAGUGCCCUCUGGUGGAGUUGACCCUGCAAGGUAAAUAUUGCAGUUUAUGAAAACUGCAAUAUUUACAGUUGCAGGGUUAAGGGUAGUGGUAGUUGGCACACAGACCACUCCAAUGGGCAGAAAUGGUCUGGGUGCCGGGAGUGUCCCUUUAAGUCAGACAGUGUUUGAAACCCGAUAGUUAGUCUCUAUGGUCUUUCUUGCUUCUAUGCUGGGAGUGAAGCAGGGAAGACCAUAGAGACUAACUGUCUGUUUCCGAACACUGUUUGACCCAAGGUGCAUGUAUAUGGCUGAUAGAACCUCUCAUAUAGUAAAGGGAUAGAUGAGUUUUUUUUUACUUUUUUUCUUAAUUUAAAAAAAAAAAAACCUCCUUUCAAAAUUGGAUGAGAUUGUUAUAUAAAAAAAAUAGUUUAAAAGUGACAUUUACAUCCUAGUUACUAUGGAUGUCUAAAAUAAUUACAGUUUAACAUUAUAGUACUGUCAUUUGAUUAACAUUGAUGCACACACUUCUCCAGGUACCCAAAAACUGAUACCGAUAUGGGAAAGUGACAUGUUUUGGGAACAGAAAUCUAAUUGGUAAACUUAUUUUCCCUUGUAUAUUACAAUUUCAGUUUAAUGCCACAGUACUGUUUCUGAAUGACAUUUAUACCUGUAUUUUCACAUUCAAUGUAACAUCUGCUUUAUUUAAUACUUUGUUGAAAUUGGCUAUCUUUGUAUAAGCAGCAGAUUAAUUUAUUAACUUAUUUUUGCUUUCGCAGCUGCUUACUGACAUUGUGCUCUCUUUCUGAAUCUAAUCAUGCCAGAGUCCUUUGCAUUAUGGAUUUCCUUAAAGGACCACUAUAGUGCCAGGAAAACAUACUCUUUUUCCUGGCACUAUAGUGCCCUGAGGGUGCCCCCACCCUCAGGGUCCCACUCCCGUCCAGCUCUGGAAGGGGGAAAAAGGGUUAAACUUACCUUUUUCCAGCUCUGGUCGGGGAGCUCUCCUCCUCCGAUCCUCCUCCUGGGCUGAAUGCGCACGCGCGGCAAGAGCUGCGCGUGCAUUCAGCCGGGUCACAUAGGAAAGCAUUCAUAAUGCUUUCCUAUGGACGCUGGCGUGCUCUCACUGUGAAAAUCACAGUGAGAAGCACGCAAGCGCCUCUAGCGGCUGUCAAUGAGACAGCCGCUAGAGGAAAUAGGGGAAGGCUUAACCCAUUCAUAAACAUAGCAGUUUCUCUGAAACUGCUAUGUUUAUGAAAAAAUGGGUUAACCCUAGCUGGACCUGGCACCCAGACCACUUAAUUAAGCUGAAGUGGUCUGGGUGCCUAGAGUGGUCCUUUAACGUUACUGUUAUUUUGACAACUGAUGUGCAUUUUGUACCUGUACAAAUGUGUAACCUUACAUUCAUUAUUAGUAUGUACAAAUGUGUAACCUUACGUUCAUUGUUAGUAUGUACAAAUGAUUACAGAGGUCAUGUCAAAUGUGUAUCUGUGAAUUUCUUUUCGCUAAUGUGAAGAACCUUUCUGUGUUCUCAGUUGUCCAUCCAUGAAACCGAAGACCCCAACGAUAAUCGCUAUCUGCUGGUAAUGAAGGGAGCCCCAGAGAGAAUUCUCGAAAAUUGCUCCACCAUACUAAUACAAGGCCAAGAGCAGCCACUAGAUGAGGAGCUAAAGGAAGCCUUCCAGAAUGCCUACCUGGAGCUGGGUGGCCUUGGAGAAAGAGUAUUGGGUAAGUACAUAGAAAACUUGUCCAUCAGGCUGAUAUUAUUUCUAAAGGCAAAUAGUGCAUUUUCUACAUUUAUACUUAUACGGAAUGCUGAGCAUACUUCAGAAAAAGGAACUGAUUGCAAGUAUACACAGAAUAUUAAAAUUGUAUAGGAAAAAGUAAAGGUAGAAUUGAGAAAGCUUGGAAUGUAUUACUAAAAGAGGUGGUUGAAUACUUCCGAGAGAACUAUCUUAGUCAGUGCAAUUAUGGGAUAAUAUCCACAUAAUUAUAUACCUUGGGUGCCAGGGAAUGAAGAUAUGUAGGUGUUCAUUGUGGUGUCUGAGAUCAAAAAAACCUUAAUAAGUGUUACGACACUGAGAGAAUAACUAUUCACCAUUUACACUGAAUUUGAGACAUGGAAGCCAAUUAUCUGAAAAAGAAAAAAAUAGGCUUUUAUUUAACCGAUAAUGCAAAAAAAAAAUAAUAUAAAUGUAUGUAUCCAGCAAGAACUGUCCUUUUGCAUUCAUGUAUACACCUGUAUACUUCUUUAAUGAGAACCUCCAUCUUGGCAUUGUAAUAUGUUGACCAUGCUAGUCUGGGGUGUACACCUUUUCUGAUCUGCAACCUACUUGAAUGGGCUAGUAAAGUUGUCCCCAGUGGCUUUACCAUAUUGUAAUCCGUAACACUGUUAUAGUCCGUAACUAGUUACUCUAGUAUCUAAAUUAUAAUACACUGUGAAAAAUAAAAACAAAAAAAAUAGUUUCCAAUGAUGACAUCUCAUAGAAUAGGUAGAUAACAGGUAGAUAAAUACUGGAGUUCAAAAAAAGUUUAUUGUGCUUCUGCUUCUGGUAUGGGAACAGCUCUUCUACAAACCCAAGUUUGGGGAAUUAAGUUGUGCUUAGGACUUGGUUGAAUAUCUUCCUUUACAUUUUGUGUGCUGCUCCGAUCUUCCAGCUUCCAUGUCAUGAUUUGGAACAAUAAGCUAUUGAAUGCUUUUUUUUUUAUAAAGGUUUGUUACAAAUUAAUUGUACCCAAGAUUGGGACACAAGUUCCAGCUGAUGAUUUUAGUGUCCAUCUCUCAUCCAUGUAAUCCAUGUGUCUCUUUCUUGCAGGGUUCUGCCAUUAUUACUUCCCAGAGGAGCUGCAUCCCAAGGGCUUUGCUUUUGAUACCGAAGACCUGAACUUUAGCACAGAAAACCUGUGCUUUGUGGGACUUAUGUCUAUGAUUGACCCUCCCAGGGCAGCUGUGCCAGAUGCUGUUGGUAAAUGCCGAAGUGCCGGAAUCAAGGUGAGAGGGACAAUAUAGUUGGGGUGCAAGUGAUUGCACUGUUAAGAACUCACCCACACUAGUUGUGCGCUAUUUUCCUAAAUAGUUUUGAACCCUCACACAGAGAAUAGUUCUAAUAAUACUGCCAGCCAAUACUUUGUCAAUUAAAGGAUUCAUCAAAACUGCUUCAGAAUCACUCCAUCUGGCAUACAUUUAUUUUUGGUAGAUUUAGCUUUUCACUUUACAAUAUAUUUGAUUCUAAAUAAAACUAAAUUAUUCAUGCAUGCAUGCUAUUUCAGUAGUUCACUUCUAAAAUGUUAUUUGCCUUACUUACGUUACAACGUUUUAGCUAUAAAUUAAGCUCAUCUGAUAUCUUUUUAUAUCUGGCAUUAGAUUGAAGCCCGAGUGGUAUUAUCUGCUAGAGCAGAUAAAAUACGGGUCAGUGAUGGAUCUCGAUAUAGUGCAUGUGACUCACUCAGUAAAACAGGGAUUACUGAGAUGAUUCAUUCUGGAUCAGAUUAACCAAUCUUUGAUCUUCCACAGGUUAUUAUGGUAACAGGAGACCACCCGAUUACAGCUAAAGCCAUCGCUAAAGGAGUCGGUAUCAUCUCAGAGGGUAAUGAGACUGUAGAGGACAUUGCAGCCAGACUAAACAUCCCUGUCAGCCAAGUCAACCCCAGGUGGGUUUUUCCCGAUGAACAUAUUUACAUGUUGAUAAAAGAGGCAAAAGGAAGUGAAGACCAUCGUGGACAAUAAAUAAAGUGCAACAAAUGUGAACCCAUAGAAAACAUAUGUGUUGGGUACAAUUGUGACAUGAUGAUGUUCUUAUGAUAUUAUGACAUUAUGAUAGUAAUCCGACUGAAUUUAGUGAGGGAUUUAUCCAGUGAUUACCAGCUGCAGAAAAUACAGCAGAAGAGUUGCUAAUAAUUGCACUUUUAUCUUAUUAAAAAUCUUAGCAGUUUUACUUUUUUCACAAUAUUGUUUUUACAUGGCAUGGCAGACAUUGUAUGUAAAUUACUUUGAGCCUUGCAGUUAUGUACACAUGGCACUAUUGAAGGGGUGCCAGAGUGCUGGUACCUCAUUUCCAUACAGUGCAUCAUGGGAAGUGAGGUCACUUUGAACACAGAAGUGCCCAUAGCAGUACUUAUAAGAAACUGACACUUGCUACAAUGUUACCAGUUUAUUGUUUAAUUAACAACCUACUUCAUAUCAUGUGCUACUGGAACAAUACUGAAACAAUCGCUCAUGGGAGGUUAUAUAUCUUUGAAUUAUUUAUUUUAAUAUCUCAUGGUUGCAGACUACAUAAAGUGCACUUUUAGGUAAUGUCUUUUAAUACAAUUCCCCCAUCAACCAAUGAACACAUAUAUUUAUUCAUUAGUUUUAGUUUUUUAAAGAACAUAGAAGGGAAAAAAGAGUGAGAUCACAUCAUCACAUGUUGGUCUAGGGGUGAAUUGUUUUGUUUUAAAUUAUUUUGCUUUUUAUUAAUAAAAAUGAAUGUUGGUCCCUAGUCAUCAACAGCCUGGUCCCAACUGGACGUAUGGCUGUGAUAAAUAUUACAUACUUCCUUCUAGCCAUACCAGAAAUGGGCACUGUGAUACACCUUCAGCCAAUCACAGCCAUCCAUUGCUAACUCACAGCCGUCCAUUGCUAACUCUCCUCAUUAGACCAAUCAGCACAGAGGGGCUGGGCUGCUGAGGAAUAUCGUUUAGUAUUAAAACAUGAAAAAGGUUUAGCACUGAAUGGAAAGAUGACACCAGGGUACUCCAAACACUAUAACAACUGCCAUGAGAUGAAGCAGUUAUAGUGCCUAAUGUGUCCCUCUAACUGUUCAAUCUGCUUUGUGUCUCUGCUGUGUAAUAUCAUUGUAGCAUGUCACCCGUAUUAGUAAAUCACAGAGAAUCUGCCCCAAAUCAUCCCUGUCAUCAAAACGAUGGAAAUAUAUUCUGAUUACUUUGCUUUAGGAAUAGUAGAUUUGGUUCAUAACAAGAGCUGGUUUUAAAAGUGCCAGGGGACUGACAUACCCUAAAUUAUCCUCUCCCCAGAGACGCCAAGGCCUGUGUAAUUCAUGGGACAGAUCUGAAGGAUUAUAGCGCAGAGCAGAUUGAUGAGAUCCUGCAGAACCACACGGAGAUUGUCUUUGCCCGAACCUCUCCUCAGCAGAAACUCAUUAUCGUGGAAGGUUGCCAGCGACAGGUGAGAGUUCUAGAAUUACAGAAAGCAUUACGGCCAGAGGCAUUGCAGUGGUCAAGAAAUAUCCGGGGCUUGAGCCCAAAAGGUGAAAGACUUGCCUCUCCCAAACACCAGCUCUACAAGAUACGGCUCUUGACACCCUCAAUUACUUACAGUAACACACACACACACAAAGAUACACACAUAUGGGCACAGAGAACAUACACACUCUGACAAAGACACACAAACGCAGGCAGACAUACACAGGCACUGAGAUACAAUCAAAGGCAGUCACAGACAGACACAGACAGACAUGGACAGGCACAGCCAGGCAAAGGCACAGAGACAGAUACAGACACACAAAGACAGACAAAGAGAGACAGACAGGGAUAGACAGACACUCAGACAGGCACAUGUGUAUACAUGCAUAUGAUAAAAAAAAAAAAAAAACCUACUAGCUCCCUUUCAGUACCUUUGAUGUUGUCAGGAUGCAGGCCACUUUAUUCAGGGCCGGCGGCCAGCAAGCUCUGUGCAUAGGACGGAAGGUUAAGGAGAGCAGACAGCAUGCUGCCGGCCCUGCGCUCCAGUGUUAAGUUUAAAUGUCUAAAUACAGGCAGCAGUAAAAAAAUCCAAGGAUUCGCUCACUAUAGUGCUUGAAAGUACAAGAAUAAAUAAAAGUAAAAUAGACAAUUUUAAAUGUCGCUGUGCUGUGGCCACUCCUCUCGCAUUGCUUUGUGCUCUCCCUCCUGGUCAGUGAGUUUCAGCCAGAAGCAGCACAGUGAUAGAUAAUUAUAUGUAUAGAUAAGUAAUAAUAUUAAUAUACAUAUAUGGUAAUAUUCCCUGUAUCCCUAUCACUACUCUGAUCAGCCACAACAUUAAAACCGCUGACAGGUGAAGUGAAUAACAUUAAUUAUAUCUCAUAAUGGCACCUGUCACAUUACCACACAACACUACAAAUGACGAGUUAAGUCUAACAAUCAGGGGUUUAUUACAAUCAAUCUCCAUGUCCUUACUACUUAAGCUAAUGGGUGUAUCUGUUUCUCCUGACUAAACAUAAGCUGACAGCUUCCCAAAAUAGUAAUCUUUGCUCGUUUUAUUUUCCCUUUUUUUCUUUAAAAUGCAACAAACGUAUGACGUAUCAAAAGUUAAUCUUAAAGCGUACAGAAUAAUCUUGUGAAUUUCCCUGUAUAAAAAAAAGUGCAAUGUUUUUGAUGCCAUACUACUGUUACCAUGUGAAUUCAAACCGGUUUGCACCAGCUGAUGUGGCAGUGCUAAUCUACAUGUAAAAUAUCUGCACGAACAAAAUAAAGAAUUUAAAUAAAUAAUGGCACCUGUCAAAGGGACGGGAUAUAUUAGGCAGAACAUUUAGGGCUUGAAUUUCAUGUGUUGGAAGCCGUAAAAAUGGGCAAAGCGAAAAGAUCUGUGACUCUGAGAAGUGCCAAAUAGUGAUGUCUAGACACCUUGAUCAGAACAUCUCCAAAACGGCAAGUCUAGUGGGGUGGACCCAGUAUGCAGUGGUUAAUACCUACCAAAAGCGGUUCAAGGAAGGAAAAACUGUGAUUUUAAUGCUGUGGCUGAUCAGUGUAGAUGCAGACUCACCAUAAUACUGCACUAUCAUGUUUAUUUCAAUUUACUCAACAUUAAAUCUAGUGAAAUGAAAACUGAAUUGCAAACUUCUGGAAUAAAAGGGAAUCAUGACAUGUCACACGUGUCAUGUGUCCUUAAGGGGUUAAAGGGACUCUCCAGUGCCAGAAAAACAUAUCCGUUUUCCUGGCACUGCAGGACCCUGCAGUGCACCUCUCCCUCCUACCCCCAUCCCAUGUUGCUGAAGGGGUUAAAACCCAUUCAGUGACUUACCUGAAUCCAGCACCAAUUUCCCUCUGUGCUGGGUUAAGCUCUGCCCACACUCCUACAAGCUCUGCCCACGCUGACAUCGGCGGGGGAGACCUAAUGCGCAUAUGCGGCACUGGUUGCGUGCGCAUAUUAAACCUAUUAAAACAUUAACAUUGAAUAAUGCUUUCCUAUGGGGAUUCCGGCGAUGCUGGAGGUGAGGACAUCCAGCGUCGUUUAAAAAAACUUUGUGUUCUAAGAACACGGAAGUCCCUCUAGUUUUUUACAAACCGCCAUCGAGCCUUAACUGUGUUGAUGCACCCCACUCCCAUCAGUGUUUUUUUUUUUUUAAAGAAAAAGGUUUUGCAAUUGAUAUUAUAAACUAAACAUAUUUAUCUUUUUGUUUUACUGACCCACAUAUAUAUAAAAAACGUGAAUUUAUUAAAGAUAAAAACUUUUAUUCUAAAGAAUGUAUUCAAGGCUCUGCCUUCUAUUUUAAGGAGUGACUUUAACUAUGGCAUGAUUAAUGUCAAUGUACUACAAUUCCCAUGCUGCCCAGUACUAUCACCAUCUGCAGUGCCAAUGUUGACCAUCAGUGCCCUAGCACCAAGCCCAAAACACAGAUCUGUAACAACAUGCCUUCGUUCUUCAUGCUUCAUUCUUAACUUCUCGCCUCUGCAGGGUGCAAUUGUGGCCGUGACAGGCGAUGGUGUAAAUGACUCCCCUGCUCUAAAGAAGGCUGACAUUGGGGUUGCCAUGGGCAUUGCUGGUUCGGAUGUUUCAAAACAGGCUGCUGACAUGAUUCUCCUGGACGAUAAUUUUGCUUCAAUUGUCACUGGUGUUGAGGAAGGUAAGAAGAUACCAGGGCAUUUGUGUGUGAUAUCGGAGGGGUAACUGAGUAAUUUGAUUAAAUCUGUAUGGAAUUUCAAUGCUUAUAUUUCUGCCACCAAUAUGUAGGUCGCCUUAUCUUUGAUAAUCUGAAGAAGUCCAUCGCCUACACACUGACCAGUAACAUUCCUGAGAUCACACCAUUCCUGCUCUUCAUCAUGGCCAACAUUCCACUGCCCUUGGGUACCAUCACUAUCCUGUGCAUUGAUCUGGGCACUGACAUGGUGAGUAGACGACAGGCUAGCAACACAGAAUUAAUCCAUCCACCCCAAGAGCUCCACAGUAAUUAUCCUCACAUUAAUGUGUUUAAUCCUCACAUUAAUUUUAGCUGCAUAAAUUGUUAUUAGUAAGUCACCUAAAAUUUCUCAGGACAGCCCUACCCAUGGUCAUCACCCUCCCACUCACACCCCUGAAAUUAAAGUAUUCCUUUUUGUCCGUUUGAAAUGUUGAUCAGUGUGAUUAAGCUAUAACUAGUGACGAGAAUAGGGUUAGGAUUGUUAUUCUAUUCACUUAACUCCAAAAUGUAGCGAAUUGAAAUACAAAUUGCAAACCGUUAAAGAUAAAAUAGCUGUGCUCUUACAAUAACUUUAAGUUGGCGAAUUUUCCCAAAUCAGCUAUUUUUGUAAUUUAGUUUUACAUUCACUUUAUUAAAGGACCACCAUAGUGCCAGGAAAACAUACUCGUUUUCCUGGCACUAUAGUGCCCUGAGUGUGCCCCCACCCUCAGGGUCCCCCUCCCACCCGGCUCUGGGGAGAGGAAAGGGGUAAAACUUACCUUUUUUCCAAUGCCGGGCGGGGAGCUCUCCUCCUCCUCUCCGCCUCCUCUCCUCCCAUUCGGCUGAAUGCGCACACACGGCAAGAGCUGCACGCGCAUUCAGCCGGUCUCAUAAUGCUUUCCUAUGGACGCUGGCGUCUUCUCACUGUGAUUUUCACAGUGAGAAACACGCAAACGCCUCUAGCAGCUGUCAAUGAGACAGCCACUAGAGGAUUUGGAGGAUGGAUUAACCCAUUUAUAAACAUAGCAGUUUCUCUGAAACUGCUAUGUUUAUAAAAAAAAAUGGGUUAACCCUAGCUGGACCAGGCACCCAGACCACCUCAUUAAGCUGAAGUGAUCUGGGUGCCUAUAGUGGUCCUUUAAAGUCUUUUGGAUAAAGCUUGGUAAAUAAACCCACAAGGAGUGAAUGAAAAAGUAGCUUGCUAAAUUAAGGCAAGAAUAAUUGACUCCGCUGGUUUGACCUAAAUCUAGCAAACUGGGUUGUCAGAUCAGUACGGUUUACAGUUUAAAGAAUAACAGAUAAAAUGUUGCACUCCAUCUCCAGGUUCCUGCCAUCUCCCUCGCCUACGAAGCCGCUGAGAGUGACAUCAUGAAGAGACAGCCUAGGAACCCUCGUACAGACAAACUGGUCAACGAAAGACUGAUCAGCAUGGCGUACGGGCAGAUUGGUAGGUACACUCUGUUUAUGACCAGGUCAUCUCAAUCUUUCAUUUCUCUACCAUUUAUUAUUAUUAUUAUUAUUAUUAUUAUCAUCAUGUGAGGCAGUGCACUUAAGUGCUUGUUUAUUAAUAGUAGGUUGGGUGUUAGUGUCUCUUGUUGAAUGAAAAUUACGUGUUACUUAUAUGGGAAACAGGUCACUAUAAGAGUGCCCAUGAGCAUGUUAGAUGGCCGUGGCACGGGGUUCGGUUGAAAUACCAUAAACAGGUACACUGUCUAGGUUAUUCACUAAAGUGAGAAAUCAAAGUAAAUCCUAAGAGAAUUUGUAAUAAAAUCGUUUCUCCUCUGUGUCUUUUUCCAGUUGAUUGAAAUAAUUAUUUUAUGUAUAUUUCUGCUUGGGUAAAAGGCUCGCCAGGUUGAUAUAAGUCUAUAUUAACCAAAAAUACUAAAACACAAUCUGACUUAUAGUUUCUUCAGGUUUAUUCUUACAGUUACUGAUACAUAUUAAAACAACAAAGGAUGUUACAGGAUAUUAGAUGUUAAACAGCAGAUGGUAAUUGCUGGACUCCUGAAGUGAGCGUUAGUCUACAUAGUUAGAGGACAGCUGGACAAGAAGAACAAGACCUUGUGGUCUUUUGUCCCCUAUUCUAUAUAGCUAUGACCAUUAUGACAUCAGACCUUUUAAAUAUACCCAUGGCCAUAUAAGGACAAGGCCCCCAAUUACAACAUUCCAGAGUUCUCAUGGUACAGCAUAGCAAAGUACCAUCUGUUCUCUUUAACCCAUUAGACAUCCACGCCUACCAUGAAUAUAAAUAGGAACAUAGUAAUAUUCUACAGCAUUCAAAGAUAAUUUAAAAUUUAAGGUCAACAUAACCGAAGUGUAAAAAAAUUCUCCAUGCCAGCGAUGUUUUCCGUUUGGCUACUUUAGCCUUAAGUUUGAUAAUUACUUUGAAUUUACACUUUAGUAAAUAACCCUGUAUGUCUUGUCUCUCUCUACUUUUUUCCUCAUGUCUCCUUCCUCUCAUUCCCACAUUAGGUAUGAUCCAAGCCCUGGGUGGAUUCUUUGCCUAUUUCGUAAUUCUGGCAGAGAAUGGCUUCCUCCCAUCUCAUUUGGUCGGAAUCCGGUUAAACUGGGAUGAUAGGACGUGCAAUGACCUGGAAGAUAGCUAUGGGCAGCAAUGGGUCAGUUCUACCCCUAUGUGUAGAUGUUCAUGUAAUCCCUAAUCUAAUUUGAUAUAUUUACCUGGUAUCAAAUCAAUGGUGGAGGUGACUGUUGCAGAUACGCAUCCCUGACUACUCUUUACUCUUCCCUCUAGACAUAUGAACAGCGAAAAAUUGUGGAGUUCACGUGUCACACAUCCUUCUUUGUCAGUAUUGUGGUCGUACAAUGGGCAGAUGUCAUCAUUUGCAAAACUAGGAGGAAUUCAGUGUUCCAGCAGGGCAUGAAGUAAGAUACAAACAACCCAAAAUAAGGCAACUCUGAACAACAUAAAUAUGACAGCCAAAACACUGUCUCAAACACCCAUUCCAUAUAUCCCAUUGACCAGGACCAGAUGUCCACAAAAGACCCUCUAGAUAAUUGUUUAAGGUGGCUACAUUCUAACCUUGCCUAGAUUUCAGUUGACCGUGCCUAUGGGAUUAUUAAUCAAUUUGUUUGAAGCGGCUGGAAAAAUCAUCUUAUUCGUACCCAGUGGGUAAAAACAUUUCUUCACAGCACACAGACUCCAUGUCUUACAUGAGCUGUAUCUCUUUCCUAUGCUGUCUUUUUUUCUAUUCUUAUCAGAAUAUCUCCCUCUCUUCCAGGAACAAGAUCCUCAUCUUUGGUCUGUUUGAAGAAACAGCUCUGGCUGCUUUCUUGUCGUACUGCCCUGGAAUGGACAUUGCACUUAGAAUGUACCCGCUAAAGUAAGUAAGAUAUGUGGUGGUAUGCCUGAGGGUUCUCAAUGAUUGUUGUUGCAUAGUGUGUCCUUUUCCUCCUAGAAACUACAUCAACACAUUCGGCAGAAAGAAUACAUCCACACACAACAGUUUGUAGUACAAAAAAUAUCGACAAUGAGGCAAUUUUGCAGUGGUAAAAUAGUCUGAAAAAUUACAUAUUAUAACGAAAACAUGUAUUAGACCUGUUCGAAAAACAAAGAUUCCACGUAUUAGUGGCUUGGAGUGAAAUAAAAACAGAUUUGGGAAAAAACUCUCUAACUCAACUAUAUUCCCACUUGAUGUUUACCUUACAUUUCACUCCCCUAUUUUGCAAAUAAAUCUUUAAUGAUUUCAAGGUAAAGACAUCAAUUUGUCAAAAAAGUGUAGGGUUACUAGCAGCGCAACAUGUGAAUGUCUUGUAACUUGGCUGAGAAGGUGCAUCAACAUGCUAUGUCCUAUACUUUAAUGUGGGACUAUGUUCUUCAAUGCUUACAUAUCUAUUGAUUGAGUUUUUGGAUCUUUUUUGUGCCCAAGCAUAGAGGCAAAUAAUCCAUCUAUUGCUUUGUUUCCUAUAGACCCAGCUGGUGGUUCUGUGCCUUCCCAUACAGCUUCCUCAUCUUUGUAUAUGAUGAGAUUCGAAAACUCAUCCUUAGGAGACACCCAGGAGGUAAGAGCAGAAAUGUCACGAGAAUAUAAGAUAUUUUUUCCUACUGAUAGUAAAGACAAGGUGACUUCAUAUUUAGGUUUAAUUGGCUGUGUCAUUCACUUUAAUGGUUGUACUGCAAUUGGGGUAACAUGAUAUAUAAUUCCAGAAGGUGGUAGAAUAGGUUGUGUGACAUUGUCAAUGUCAACCUUAAUGAAGAUAGAAAGACAGAAUGACUGCAGUUUUAAAAUAAUCUAAAGUAACCCAUUAAAUCUUUGAGUAAAAUGGACACACCACAGCGACUGUGGUCACGUGGCUUGUGUAAGUUGACAGCGAAGCUCGCACACUCGCUAUUCUAAGAGCGCUACAGAAGUGCUCGUUCUGUGCUUUUGGGGGAAUUCUUUUGGUGUCACCAAUAGGAGGAACACCGGAGGAAUAACCCAGAAUGGAGCAGUCCUAAAAGGAUUUUAUCUCUAGAACCAUGGUACUUGUGAGAUAAGUGUUCGUAAAGAAGUACAAUUAAAAUACACUGUUAGAAUACUGUUUAAUUAAAAAAAUUUUUUUUUUUUACAGGUUGGGUAGAAAAAGAAUCUUAUUAUUAAAUUCCCAGAGAAGAGUCUCCCAGACCUGGACCCUCUCCAACCUCUGAAUUUCCCCCUACCCGAAAGAAAAUAAAAUCAAAACAAAAAAAAAAAAAAACAAAAAAAAAACAACCCCCACCAACAGAUUCCCUUGGAAAAAAAAAAAACAGCAACUACCACUGGAUUUAAAGUAAUGCAAUGUCAGCUGUAAAACCCACUCCCAAACUUUCUGUUCCAGGUUUAUUUUGGUUCUUUUCAACUCAUUUCUCUCCUCUCCUUUUUCUGUAAAAUUAUAAAUAUAUAUAUAUAUAUAUUAUAUAUAAAUAUAAAUAGUACCAGGAUUUUUUUUUCUUUGUUUUCCAUUUUGUUUUGAUUUUAAUGUUAUGAUAUAAAAGGAGGGGGAGAGAGAGAGAGAUAAAAAGAGAUAGCGGAUGGUGGCAGAAGUGGGAUUAAAAGGGGAACAUGGAUUAGGAGGAAUGGUAUAUAACACUUGGGGGAUUAAUUAGGGAUGGACAAACUUUGCAAUGGCACUGUCUUGAUUCUAGUCCAGUCUUUUGGCAGAUACAGUCUGCAGCAACUGUUGCGUCAAACGUCGACUGUCUCUGAGAAUGAAUAUAAAUGGUCAAACUCUGUCACGGACACAGUAGAAAUUUAGAAUAUAAAAUAUGGUAAAAACUCUAUGCUAGCAGACUUUCAAGCAAAUGUACAAAUCAAGAGCAAACAGGAUAUUAUUUUGGCCUCAUCCCCAAAAAUGGGGAUCACACGUUUGCAUAUAUUUUACCAGAGUCCAAAUUAUAUGAGAUGAGAGUUUAAAACCGUUAGUUCUCUCGAUCUCUGCUUUUGCAUGCUAUGCUGCUAGAGCAACAUAUAGUUUUCUCCAUGUAGUCUACAUGUAAAAUAUUAAAGCUGUUUAAGUGACAGAGUCCAUUUAAGGCUUGCAGUGCUAGAUAGGCCAAUGUGGCGAUACUUUACUUUAACAGCCCCCUCUAGUGCUGAAAAUAUGUAAAAACAAAAAAGUGUAUAAAAUAUAAAAAAUAAAAAAAAGAGAGAGAAAUGAGAUAAAAUAAGAGAGAAUAGGGGAAAAAAAGAAAUAUGGUUAGAUCAAUGUAAGGCUGCAAGAGAACUCUCUUCCAAAUAACCUAUUUGCUGCCAAAGGAGUGCGAAGACGCUGCUCACUGUAUCCCAGCAGCGUAAGGGGUUAAUCCAGGGAUAUUCUAGGGCACCAGUAAUAUUAUGCUUUAUGAACAAUCUGUCUGGUGUACAGUGUAGAUUUUAUUUAUUUUUAAUGGGCAUUAAGCCUUUGAGUGCCAGAAGGGGGUGAGUUACCCACUGCGAAGCAAUACAUUGCUAAAAUAAAAUAAUUCAUCCCUGCCAGGAACUCAAAAGUGUUGAUCGAUCUCUCCUGUUAACCCUUCAAUUUCCAGAGAGAGACCCACAGAGCAUCUCUCAUAUCGGAGUCUUGUUACUGUAAUAAUAUUCUCCCCCUCCCGAUCCCUCCUAUACCCCCAACAUGCCCACCUUGCCACUUCCUAUUUCUCCAUAUCUGCUUUAUUCAGAGUCUAUGGGAGUGAGAGGUUAUGUGUCUUUGGUAUGUGUGCGUUUAUUAGCAGGGGGUGAGAGGUAGGUGUCCUUAUGUCUCUGUUUUAGAAGGGGGGGGUGAUGCUUACAUGUCCCUCUUGUCUUUGUACUAGGCGGGGGUGAGCGGUAUGUAUUCCUGCUGUCUGUGUACUAGAAAAGGUGGGUGAGAGGUGGGUGAUUCUCUGUGUAUUAAUAGAGCGUGCGAGGUGGUUGGUUUUAUAUUAGGAGGGGGGUGAAAUAAGGGUCUGUUUAGUAGGACGGGGGCGAGAGAGAUGUAAUGGCAGGGAAUGCGAUAUAAGAAGGGCAAGUGUUUGUAAUAUGUGAAAGAUAUGUUAUCAUGUUGGCAAGGGUUAAAAGGAUUCACUGCUGUUAAAGGUGGAGGGGUGAUUGCCAUCAGUGUCUGUUCUGUGUCUCCACCCUCCUCUUAACAUUAGUUUUUGUCAGGUUGUCAGAAUUUUUUUUUUUGUUUUGUUUUUUUAAACUUGUGUUUUCCUGCCAUUUUCUGUGAUUUACAAAAAUAAAUAAAUAAUAAAAAAUACCCCAAAAAACUGCAAA
This is a messenger RNA of Pelobates cultripes (western spadefoot toad), 55405 nucleotides long. The record is from the annotation of a GenBank genome assembly. Lineage: Eukaryota; Metazoa; Chordata; Amphibia; Anura; Pelobatidae.